This is a messenger RNA of Lymnaea stagnalis (great pond snail), 47609 nucleotides long. NCBI's taxonomy places the organism in Eukaryota, Metazoa, Mollusca, Gastropoda, Lymnaeidae. The record is from the annotation of a GenBank genome assembly.
UUAAAUAUUCAUGAAAUAGAGAAAAAUUAUGUUUCGUGUAUGGUUCUGGAUUAUGUUUUAGUUAAAAUGUGGUUCACUAACUAAAUGAUCAGAUAAAACGAGUCUAUGACUGCGCUAUAUUUUUAAAGUUAUUCGUCUUUUUUUGUUACUGAGCCAAUAAGUACAAUGUGUUUUAUUGCAUAUGACACUUGUUAGGAGAUCUCUUUCGACAAAGUUGAUACCCCAAAAACAGUAAGUGAAUAAAUAGUAGCUUUAAUUAUAUUUGUCUAUAAUAUAUUUAUUUGUUUGUACUUAUUAUUUUUUUUUAUUAAACCCAGGGAGGAAAACUAUUUACAGAUAUAUAAAUUAUAUAUAUAUAUAUAUAUAUAUAUAUAUAUAUAUAUAAAAUAAUGUAAACAUUACGAUAGAUUUUUUUUUUAAAAAUUAAAAGUGUUUGAGGUCUACAAAACUUAAAACAAUUAUGUAUAUGGAUUCUUUAUGCUAUCAUUGUUUGUCUCCUAUUAUAUCGUAAUUACAAUAAUCUAUGUUAGGUUCUAAUUGUCCUAUUUUGAUGGAUGCCAUGUAAAAUAUUUUUACACUUUCUGGUCACCAGAUGGUAUUUAACCCAUUGCUAUCUUGCAAAAAGGAACACCUAUUCUUCUUACACUUUCAUUUUACCCCUUUUUGUACAGCCAGCAGCCCAGCCCUUGCAGUUCAAGUAUUUUAAUCUCUCCUUCCGUACCCUCUAUCCCCAUUUUACAUUCAGGCUACCAAAACUUUCUCCAACUUUUUCCGUCCAGCAUCGACACCCUUAUUCCGUACCUUCUCAACCGUUAUACCACCUAAGUUGCCAUUGUCAACUUCCCCAUAGGCUCUCUCUCUCCUGUUACACUUUUAGCUUCCACUUUACUUCUUAACUUCUCAUCUACACUCAGGCCCACUGAAAAUUGCCGAUUAUUCUCUCUAAAUCCAUUUUUUUAUAAAAAAUUAUCAGUUAUAUAUUUGGGAAGAUAAAAAAAUUGGUUAACAUUUAACUGUUACAAAAUAGACUAAUAAAUGUUUAUCUAUAUGCUUCUCUAUGGGUUAGUGGUAGGGCGACUACUCUGAUCCAUUAUUGUAAGUAUAUAAAAGUACUUUUCUCAAAGGGGAAACAUACUAAGAAAGAAAUUAUUUACUUCUUUCAUGUUAAUCCUAUAACAUUUUGGUAGCUAUCAACCAAAUAAUUAAAGAAACAACAAAGUAUGUAAAUAGAAAUGCGAAAAUAUAACUUUAUAGAUGAAGUGCUUUGUAAACUGCGUUAACUAGUUUCCCGCUGGAAGUAAACAGAUGGGAAUCUUAAGAAGAAACACGUAAGCAUCCUAAAGAAACAUUGCACCAAGAAAAGCACAGUGACGACAAAUCAGCCAUAUGCUUUUGAUUGACCAACAAUGUUAUUUUUUUAAAGAUCAUCGCAAAGUUUUAUGAGAACUGUGUUUUUCAUGAAGGAAUAUGUAGUCCGAGGGCACCAAUUGAAUGCGAUAUGUUAAUAUUUUCUAUGAGCAAGGAUAGCUCUCUUAAAGAAACAGUCUGCCAGUAUUGUCUGAAUGUUGCCAAUAUGAGGAUAGAUUAUGGCAUUAAUUUUUUGCAUCGUGUCCACCUUGGUGCCUAGUUCCUUCAGCAAUAUCCCCGCUGGCUUCAGGUACAUUUCCAUUUCCUGGACUCUUUAACUUCAUCGGCACGAGUACCUCUUGACAUUUUUGGCAGCGUGUGCCGAAAAUCUACUGAAAGCAUAAAUGUCAGCCCCCCCUACCCAUCCCCCAUUCUAUAAUCAACAGACGAUCAUUGUCCAGAUCUAUUAUAGAUAUGCCAAUCACUAAAAAGGCUCUUCUUUGGGUCUGAGUGCAUACGUUCAUACCAUAAAAACACUACCUGGAAGAGAUCUAGCAUCGACAUUGGUCUUUUUUUAUGUUACACUCUGAAUGAUUAUUGUCGAUUAAGUGAGCGACAACCAACUGUAAGAGUGGACAGGCAGGUCACCCAGCAGUAGAAUAGUUACACUUAACGAUGAAUCUACGGCCAAAGCGAUCUGCCGGCUAUACCAUAUAUCCAAGAGAAUCAGAUUUGUUAGAAAAGAGUUUCCAGUCCCAAAAGAAAAAAAAAGAGAUUUCCUAAUUCUUUAAUUACGCAGUUUAAAAUAAAGUUAUAAACGUACAUCUGCUCCAUCGUAAGGAGUGAUACUUUGGCGUUAAUGUAACUUUGCAAAUGGAUGGAAUUGUAAUUCUUCCUCGUCCAGUAACUAUUUCCAGCAUCCAGUUUUAGUUCGUUCUGGAACAGGUAGACAGGAGCUAUCGAUUUUUUUUCCCAAAACGAUGAAGCAGCUAGUUUUUAAGUGUAAUCAAAAAUGUAUUUUACAUUUUAUUGUUGCAACUAUUAGUGAUGUUUGUAGAUCUAAAAAUCUGUAAAUAAUUUUGAAAUUUAGUGACAGUUUUAGGGCUCAGACAAGGUACAGAAAGCAAAACUCGUGACACAAAGGUUCUCGGCUUGUUGGAAUAUUCUUUUAUAAGAUAUGCAUGUAAGAUCCUGCUCUUAGUCUUGUUCUAGAAGAUCAAGAGCUUUCAAGCUGAUCUGUAGAAAUUACGAUGAACAUAACCUUCGACAUUCCUGAGGGCCUGGAAAGACGUUGGCCUUCUCACUUGAACAAGUAUUAGCCUCAAGUAGAAGCUGUCUUUCAUGUAGACAGUAAUUACUCCACUGAUAGCAUUAAAAAUGUGUGUUCCUCAUGUAACAACCAUACAUCGGCUUGCCCCGAUAGUAUGUUUUUUUAUAUUUUUAUUUCCACGGUUAUUAUUGAGGAAUAUCGGAAGGACGUGGAUAACAUUGUUUUGUUUGCAAUAUAUAUUUUGACAAUUCACCAUGUGGACUGCUAGAUGAACCACGGUGUGGGGUAGAGGGGGGGGAUUCCUUAAUUGAUUCAUUGCCAAUAGUUCACGUUGAUGUUGGCCUUGAAUGUUCAACACAAAAAUGUCCAAUAUGGUACCUUCCACCUAUUUUUCAACCAUAUAUUCCACUGCCGGCUUCUAUGUAUGUAGAUACGGUAUCCGUUACUACCUAUUUUUACUUCCUUAACUAGCUGCUUGGGGUACUUCUAUGGUCAGUGUCCGUCUUGCAAGCCCCAGCCUUUAUAAAUAAGAGCUCCACUUGGUCCAUGAUCUAUACUUGCUUUAACAAUCUCAAAAAGGCUUUUGGUCGGUGUCAGGAUCAUGAAUUUUCGCACAUAUGCAAUAAUGAUGACCACUUGCUUGGACUUUUUCUCAGGCCGGACCUGUAUGUGCACAUGUGGAAGACCUCAUUUCUGACAUUCAAUGGAAUACACGUGGAACAAUACACAUCCGAAUACAUAUUGCCUUUAGUUAGAAAUGACAUGAAACAUUUCACCUCCAAAUGGAAUAUUCUUGAAACAUUUUCGCGCAUAUCAUGGGAAUUCUGUUGUUCGAAUAAUUUCACUUGAAUCACUGUCGAAUGUUAUUUAAGAAAUCUGGCCUGAGAUAGGUUCCGCUGUAUAUCAUGGCAUCGUAAGUCUUUUUGAACGAGUUAAAGAAAAAGGUAACAGUGAAGCUUUCGAAACAUUGUUGUCAUUUCCGUCAGUACAUAAUGCAUCUUUCAGGUACAUUAAAUUAUCUACACGGAGUGCUGUCUGGUAGGUCUAUAGAAAGAGCAAACGUUUAUAUUCAACGUUUGUAUAUAUGUCAACAACGAAUCAACAUUGAAAUCCCAUGAAAUGCUGUUAACUGUUAGAUGUCAUUGAAUGAGUUGCGAAAGGAUCUUUUGAUCAAAGAUCUACGGAUGACUAUGGUCGAUACGUUAAGGUAACGAGUUUAUUCACUACCUUUGCCGGCUAUUUCGACUAUCUCUUUUCUGGUAUUGACGAAACCUUACUUUAAUCAGGUGUAAAUAGACCUGUACAGUUUUUGUCUUGGCUAGAGGAUGUAAGUCCAUCUAAUGGGAAUGCUAGUGGUACAAAUCUCCACAGAAAUUGCAAUCUAUUAAAUCUAAAGCAUAUAUAUAUAAAAUUUAGAAGAGGGUGAAACAUUUAAAAUUUUAUUUAAUCAGUGCAAGAUGAUAAUCAAACACUUACAAAUUGUACAUUACAGAUGUACUUUGGAUAAUAUAAAAACAUGCUUUUAAAUGAGUAAUACUACAUAGAAAAUGAUCAUAUUAUCUUAAAUUUAAAUAGCAGAAAUAUGUAUUGACUUUCUUGAUAUUAAAAAAUAUUUUAUGAAUCAUUUCCAUCUUUUCUCUUUCUUGAGCUAUACAGUCGUGAAACGUAGCUCAAUAUGCAUCUUACUGUCAUUGUGUUUGUAACUCUUUGCAUGAGUUCACAUGUCACUUAUUCUGGUAAGAAGCAUCUUUAAUUGUAAUUUGUAAAUUUUUUUUUGCAUGUAAUGCGAAAUCAUUCUAAUCAAAGUAAUGCGUACAUCAAUAUCUCAAUUCAAUAUCAUAAGUUAACAAUAAUAACAGCAAGCGAGAAAACAAGAUAAAAUACCGUGUGAUACACUUUCGACUGCCUUUUUAAGAAACGUAUUUUUGUGCAACACUAGCACUAAUACACUUUCCUUCACUGUUAAAUGUUUGAUACAUUAAUAAAUUUAAAAAGUGCUUCAGUUAUUUAAAACGGUAUAAUUUAAUAUAUUUGACCACUCCUUACACACAUGACUUCGUAUUAUUCUUCAGCUUGUCCAUCUGGUUGGUUUGGUUCAAACUGUACGUUUCAGUGUCACUGUACAUCGAACUGUACCACCCCAACAACAGAAUGUCCAAGCAAUUAUGAAUGUGAUAAAGAAUGGUUUGGAGCAGCGUGUCAGUACAGUAAGUCUUUUGGUUUUAAAAAGCGAUUGAAAACUUGGUUUUAACAUUUAUAAGGUUAAAUUGGACAAUCAAGUUAAUUUUUUUUUAUAUUGGUAAUGUGAUGUGAUACAAUAAAAUAAAGGCUGAUGAUUAGGCUUUAAUUAGAAGUAUAUUUUAAAUUUUAGGCAUACUAUAUUUUAAAUCAUUUUGCUGCAUAAAUAUUAACUCUUGAUAUUAAAAUAUGCAAUUUAUUCAAUAUUUUUUUUAAAUACAUCAUUUUAAAAACUCGACAUAAGAUUUAAUUCAAUCUCGAUUCAAAGUUAAGAAGAAAAAAAAGUACAUCUUAACAAAAAAUGUUCUUUUAAUGUUUCCAAAAAAUUUAACUUGGUGUGGUCUUUAUAUGUUAGAUAUAAAAAAAUAAAGUGAAAUCCCUUCUAGUCUUAAAAGUGUAAUAUUACUAAACAUACUUUGCAAUUUCUAUAGUUAAGCGUAUUUUCAGAGAAUGGUAAAAAUAAUUACUUGUAUACAUAUUUUAAUUAGAAGCUAUGAACCUCAAAAAUGCUUUAAUAAUACAUAAAUGGUAGUCUAUUGGUAAAUAGAAAUCAAUUUUUACUAAAUACUUUUUUCAAUUUAACUUACGUAUAGAUAGCCUUGAGCACAAAUGUUUUGCUUAUCAUAACAUAGAAAUAAAUAUGUGAAGCCACAAUGAUUUAGAGAAAAAAAGACACACUAAAUGAAUCGUUUUGACACUUUAUCGUAGCUACCGUACCUGGCAUCAAUGGUGAUAUACCGUAAUAAGUGUCUUUAUGGGUAAAAAACGAUUCAUAAAACUUAUUUCUAAUAAAAUUAAGUCCCGUCCCAAUAUGACAUUGUCAAUGCUACUGAAAUGUCACAUUUUGAGGAAGAAAAACAAACCUUUGAUUCAUUCGUGUUUGGGUGUCAGAUCCUGAAAACAGAAAACGAAAGACACAAAGGUAAAAAUCAAUCAUAGGAUUACGUCGUUUCAGAUGGAUUUGGGGAAGGAAUUGAAAUGAUAGUUCGUUCGUCAAAAUUUGAUCAGAGCAUUUUAAACAUUGGCUUCUUGCUGGGGUUGAAUAUGUCUGUGGGUGCGCAGAUGGCUGAUCAUGCCAAUUCUGUUACAAAAUAAUCUGAGCAGAAGAUGCAAGGAAUGGAUAGGAACAUUCCAAUUACAGAGUUAUGGUGGGCUUUUUUUUCCUCCUCUUUGUGGUCUCAAGCAGCUGUUCUGCUAGCUCAUGUUGCAUUGAGCCCUUCAGUAUUGACAAGCGAAACAAGUCAUCAUUUUUAAGGAAUGUUCCUUCGUGUCAAGGUAAAUUUGAAAUGCCUUCAAAGAUGCUUUCAGUGUGUCUUUUGAUCAUUUGUAUGUCUUGCAGAAGAUCGCCUGCCCUACUUGAGUUGGCCAUAUGAUUUUCUUUUGGGCCAGCGGUCGUCUGACACUUUUGCAACAUGGGUCGCCCGGCGAAGCUGUAACUGCAUAAAUAUGGUGUGUAUGUUGGGAAGACCUGCUUGUGCGAGUACCUAAGGAUCUAGCAUCUUGUCCUAACAUUUGAUGCUAAGGAUUUUUUGGAGGUUUAACGUGUGAAAGGGAUUUAGUUUCAUGGCAUGGUAUUGAUAGACUUUCCAUGUUCACUUGCAAAUAUUAACAUUUAGAGCACAGCUGCCUCGUAAAACUUCGUUUGGUUUGGGUACUGAUGCCUCGCCUUGCCAAUACAUAAUUAGACUCUUUUUCUGAAUGUUGGGCUGCCUAUCGCAAUUCGAAUCUUCACCUUAUCAUCAGUGAUUACUCUUUGGAACAGUGUGCUGUCACGGUAACAGUAGCUGUUUACAACUUAAAGCCUUUCGCCAUUGAAUUUGAUGUUGGGUCCGAUAUGAGGUUUUCGUUGAGCUAGCUGUACAAGAGCUCAGUCUUCUUUGCAUUGAAGGUAAGUCAAAAGUUUCUGCAAGCAUCCGAGAAAUUUGCAACAGUGUGUUGCAUAUCAGCCUUUAAUUUAACGUUAAAGACAUAGUCGUCGGCAUACAGAAAGUCAGAGAUGUUGUCUGUCUCGACCUUGUUAUUAGCGUUUAGUGUCCUGAGAUAAAUACUUUAUCAUAUUUUCUUCCAUUUGUUGGUUCAUUGGCAGCGGCGAGAGUGCAUUUAUCAUCAUCAAACUUUGUCUUUUUCACACACUUGUGAUUCCUUUUCCCUUUUGGUCGUCUUUUUUUCGUUGUAAGUAAAGGUUGAGCUUGGUGAUUAUAAGAAGAUGAUCUUUCUAACAGUAUGCAGAACAUACAAGCUUGGUGACACGCACAUCCUGACUUUACUUGAUGUUAUGUCAAUGUUUUGAGCAAGUGUGUAUGAUAUCAGUUUUGCCGACUACGCGUAGGAAGGUGAAAGACUAUUUAGACAAUUAGCCGUACAUCCUGGGCGAAAGUCUCGAGCAAGAGAAGACUGUUUGUGUUUCAAUGGUCAACGCCAUGCUUUUUUACUACCCCAUUCCAAGGUUUCCCCCGUGGCCCUUACGAGCAUUAAAGUCGCUGCUGUGGAAUAUCAGUUAUAACAUUGUGAAAAUCCUCAUAGAACUUGGUAUUUACUUUAUUUGUGUUUUUCACCGUUGGAGCAUAGCAGCUGAUGAUGUUGAAGUGUUUUCUUUCUGAUAAGAGAUAGGAUUUAAUAGUUAUUACGACAUUUUGACUCCACUUGUAAGUCCAGCCAGCGUGCUAAUCAGUGCAGUUUUUAAUAGCAAUACCAAUAAGAGCGUCACAACGUUGUACGCUUCCUCGGCAACUCCAAAAGAAGGUGUAACCAAAGCUAGACACCAGGACACAUAUUAAUCAUGGACUCAUAAACAUUUGAGAUGAAUAUGAAAUAUAGCCAGUGUACAAUCAUGGAAAAAGAAAACGUGUCCAUAUACAAAUAAACAUUAUUGCUGUUAAUAUCUCUUCAAGGAUUCAAUACUUGGAGUUUCGGGGAAAUAGAGAUAGUUGUGUCGACAAACAGAGUUUCAGCAUGUGUGCUAUGCAAGUACUUUUUUUCUAGUUAUAAAAUCAUAUUUUAUUCAGGAACUAUGAUUUUUUUUUUUGCAUGGUGGUAAGCAGCGAGAAAAGUUUAUUCAUCUGAGAAGCAGUGCUAUUCUAUUUGUGAUUCCAGCUUUAACCAGUGUACAGUAAUCUUCUUUGUGGUUUAUAACACUAAAGAUCAAGCAGGGAAAACUACAAAUAUUCCCAAGUGGCAAUAUAUCCUUCCAUAACUCAUAUUAUUGGUAUAGCAUUAAUAAGCAUGACGGCUAGUCUAAAAUGAACGUAAAAUUAACUUUAGAAUUAUCAUUUAACAUAGAAUGAUUCAUACGUUUUUGUUUUUGUUCCAUAACUAUAACAAUGGUUCAUCUUUAACUUAAACAAAAAGUUGGGUUACUUUCGCAAAAUCCACAACUCUGCAAAGUAUGCUAAUCUAUGGAAAAGUUAGAUUUAAAUGUUAACAUUUUUUUAAGAUAUCAUAAUUAAAUUGUAAAUUGUUGAUACUUAUCUAUGCUCCAUCUUAUUAUUUUCUUUUAUCAACAGAGGAUUUAUCUAAUUUAACGACUACCACUAUUGACUGCAAUCCUAAACAAAAUGAUAUCACUUGGCUUAUUGAUAGAAAUGAUAACACAUGCAACCCUGCAAACAAUUCGCAAUCAGUUGUUAUAUCAUUUAUUGAGCCUUAUCCGUACACUUGGUUGAGAAUAGCAGUUAAUGAUGCAGGUAUUAUUUUGUUUAGUAUAUAAUGCUCUUAUUUGUAAUUCAUUAAUUUAAUAUUAUAAGUAAAUUAUAUUUUAAAUGUUUUUAUUUAAAAUGUCUUCACUUAUUUUGAUAUAAAAUAUUAAACAUAACAUUGAAGGAUUUUUUAAAGUAAAUAUUCAAUUUCUUUUUUAAAGCAAGUUUUAACAGUUUACAAGUCUCCUUCAAGACGAACUCAUCGGCAGAUAUGGCUUGCACUAACCAAAUAAAAACCACAAUAGAUGCAAAAAGAAUUGACAUCCGUUGUAAUACAAUGUUUGAUGUGAAGCAAGUGAUUGUGCAAGGUCAAGGUCUCAGGUCAUUGUGUUCCGUUUACAUUAAUGGAGGCAAGAACUUCGUUUAACUUCUUUUUUUACUUAGUAGUUAAUCGAGUCAUUUCAAUCAUAGUUUUUAUAAUGCAUUGCAGUUGUAAAUAUGGGUCCUUAAUAAUAUUAUAUUAUUUUUAUGGAACCAAGCUAUUGCUCCUUUAUGGCAUCGGCAAGCACUUUACAGUCAAGCUGCAAUCUGCUGGGUAUCCCUUUAAUCUGAAAUUUCUGCAUUGAUGUCUGGAGUGGGAGUGUUUGUUCCCUGUCCCUCCAUUCCUUAGAAUUGGGCUCUCGGCUCAUAGUGCACCACUGUCUUUGGUGCCUGUGACGAUAUCUUGGUUCCCGAAGUGGAUGUAACCUAUUUAUGUAGCUUCGAGUAGGACAAUGUUGUAUUCUCAUCUGGUGGAGGAUCUCCCUUUUUGUUACUUUGCGGCAUUUUUCUUUAAAGUUUACGGGCUUUUUCGCCGUUUUCCCAAUUCCCCAACCCUUCCUCUUGGAAGUGUUCUUUUACCUAGGCCUUGAACCCCAAUCGGGUCACUGGCCUGUUUGGUUGUGGUUGGACAGAGCCUUGAUCGCUAGAUUGUCAGCUCUACUAUGUUGGGGAAAUCACGCGUGUCCAAGGAUUUCUUGAUGGUCCACUUUGCCUUCUUGUGACUGUAUGUUUUGCCUGACAUACAGGCAAUGAAUAUUUCAGCCCAAUAUAAAUAUGAUUUGUUUUUUUGGCCGAAUUGUAGUGCUUCCGAAAAUAUCAAAUGUUUGGGGGGGGGGGGAUUUUUUUGGGGGCUAUUUCCUGGGCCUAUAUAUUGUGCUUUUUUAAGGGUGCUUCCGAAAAUAUCAAAUGUUUGGGGGGGGGGGGGGAUUUUUAUGGGGGCUAUUUACUGGGCCUAUAUAUUCUGCAUUUUUAAGGGGGCAUAUGUGUAACAUAUGUAUGGGGCAUCUAAAACCUAAGAUACAAGAAACAAUGUUGUAAUGAUUGAACUUUUUAUCGUUAAUUUUAUUUUUAUUUGUCAGUAUUUAUGCAUUGCUCCUGUUAAAAAACAUUUUUAUUUGAAGUCGUUUAUUUGUGCUACAAUUAAAAUUGAAGGACCAAUUUAAAUUGUGUUAUAAUUGGCUUAAACCAUUUAUCUCAUGUGAAUAUUAAAAAGUAUAUACACGAACUACAACAUCAAGGAGUAUUUGACUCCCUCGACAAUUUUUGAAAAUACUUACUAAGCAGAGAAAAUCGUAGAUUUGUUUAAUUUAGUCGACAUGCUUCGAGGUAUUUUCGAAGUCAAGACUAAUUAAGUUGUUAACAAAUAAUGCUACAAUGGAUUUUUUACAUUAAGGUUUAGUUACUUUUUCAUUUGCGUUAAACGAUUAAUACAAAUUAAGAUUAUAGGUAAAUUGUUAAACAGUUCUUAAAAUCAUCACGUGUAUGCAUCACAUGUAUGCAUCAAAUGUUUAUUUGAUUAGUUAAUAAUAUUUUUGUUUCUCUUUUUUGUUUUCUUUGUUUUAUAAAAUACGACUUCACGUCUCAUCAUAAAAAAACAAUAAAGUAUCGAAUAAAUAACAUUUUUGAUAUUUAAAAAAAAAAAAAAUUAAACUUGCAUUUAUUUCCGGGCGUUCUAAGAAAUCAGCAACGUGAAAUAUCAAGUUGAAAAUAUACCUAAUAAUUUAUACAUAUAGAAUUACUAAAGUUGAAUGAAUUCCAGGCAUAAAAGCUUUAGAUUAUUCCAUUAAGGUCGCAACGUCGCAUUGAAACAACUCGCUGUACAAAGUUCUACAUACAGUGGCGAAGGUGAACAAAAAGCAGAUGCUACAAACGCAGUUGAUGGUGUCACAACUAACAUAUUUAAUAAAGGAUCUUGUACUCACACAAAUCCUGGACAUCAGUCACCAAAUUGGAAUUUAACUUUUAUCAAGCAUCCAGUAGUUAACAGAUUUGUUUUAUACAACAGAAAUGAAGGUAAGUAGCCAAAGAUCUGUUGUUUUUAUAUCUAUCUAUCUAUCUGAUCUAUCUAUCUAUCGAUCUAUCUAUCUAUCUAUCUAUCUAUCUAUCUAUCUAUCUAUCUAUCUAUCUAUCUAUCUAUCUAUCUAUCUAUCUAUCUAUCUAUCUAUCUAUCUAUCUAUCUAUCUAUCUAUCUAUUUAUCUAUCUAUCUAUCUAUCUAUCUAUCUAUCUAUCUAUCUAUCUAUCUAUCUAUCUAUCUAUCUAUCUAUCUAUCUAUCUAUCUAUCUAUCUAUCAUCUAUCUAUCUCUCUAUCUAUCUAUCUAUCUAUCUAAAUAUCUAUCUAAAUAUCAUCUAUCCAUCUGUCCAUGUGUCCAUCUAUCCAUAUGUCCAACUAUCCAUCUAUCAUUCUAUCCUAUCCAUUUAUACAUCAAACAAUAUAUCCAUAUAUCCAUCUAUCUAUUUAUAUUUCUGUUUCUCUCUAUAUAUGUUUGUAUGUAAAUAUAUCAUAUCAUACAUGUAUAUAUUGGAAAAUGUGCGGGUUUGACUGUUUGUUUCUUUUUCCCCAUACGCUAUUACAUGGAUUGAUGAAUCUUGAACAAAUUUGGCUCAUUUUUUCCAUCAUUAUCUAAAGGGAAACUUUGAGGGGUAUGACAAUUUUUAUAACAAUCCGUUUGGAGCCGUGGGCCCCAUUUUCGUUUUAUUUUUAUAUGAGCUAUAUAAAGAAAAUAAACAACAAAUACUUAUACAUGUAUGGUUGGAUCUUGACCAAACUUAGUACACAUACAAUUUAUUAUCCAUUUUCAAAUAUGGAAGUGUACUGAACUCAUAAAUAUACACCCCUUUGAGGACGAGGGCCCCAUUUAAUUUUUUCUAACAUAAGCUAUAUAAAUACCAAUAGGCUUUAAAAACACUGUAGGUUCUCUGUGAAUGUAUAGAUCUAAAUUAUAAAUCCAUAAUUCACCUGAAUAAUUUUUUCAUGGCCCCCCAUUUCAGAAAAAAACUUAUUCGGUUCAUGUGUGGAAUUGGCUUUUUCUUGAGCACCUCAUUCAACUUAUGUGUACUAUAGUUAUAGAAAAUCAGGGGUCUAAAGCUCGCGGCCCGCGAUUAUUGUGCAGCCGCAAGACGAUAUUUUGCGGUCCGCUACAUAACAGCAAAGUUUAGUGUUAAUGCGGUCCGCACGUUUCCCCAUUCUCAACUCUAUAAUGUGACCCUCCACGACGAUUUCAGUCGAAACUCACCAACCAGUGUUAUUCUGAUUUAUAUCCUAGUUGUAUAGUUUUGGACGUUGAUUAUAAUGGUAAAAACCGUUUUAAAAAGUUUUUAUUUUAUAGAAUUUUAUAAGACUAAAAUGGCAAAAAUGCGAUUUUGAGAAAAGUUUAAAAAGUCAGUUAGUGGGUAAUGCAAAAUCAUAAUUCUGUAAAUUGUAGCACUCUGACACAGCAUCAAAGUAUCCCGAUUAAAAUUGCCGCUAGUGUUUACGAGUGAGUGAAAUUCCAAGCCAGUCAGAUUGGUCACGUUCAAAAUAUUGUUAGCUAAAAAGGCUUUUUCAUUAAAAUUCAUUCUCCCCACAAGAACAUCUUCCUUCCCAUCAAUAAUUUUUCAAUAGUUCCAGCUCUUGCUGACUGUUUGAACACGUUUUAUCAUACAAAGCCUUCAAAGGAAAAGUUUGUUGUCCCUACAUUAAGUGAUCCCAAAUGGCUCGUAACUUUUUUUUGUUGUUGACAUUACACAGGAUCUAAAUGUACUCAACAAGAAGUUACAAGAUCAGGGGUAGCUUGUCGGUGUUGCCUUUGACAAUGUCAGGGCAUUCUGCACACAACUUUUGUAAUGGUUCUUAGAGAAACCUCUGCCAUUUCCCAACAUGCAAAGUACUUAUGGACUCGGGCACACCAAUCAACAGCUAUUUUUAGAUGCCAUUACAAAGCUACAGGAAAAAAUUGAUCACAUGUUGUCAGCCUUAAAAACAUUCAGAGUCACUUUUCAACUUUUUGCCGACUCUUUCUCCUUCAAGGUCGAAGAUGCCCCCACCCCCCACCCCCUCAGUUAGGGAGGUGAAUGGAAAAAGAGACAAACAUGGACUAUUUAUGAGAGAAUUUCCCUCCAUCUUCCCUGAGAUUUCAGGAUUGUUCAAGUGGAUCAUGUGCCUUUAUGGGAGUACCUGUCUGUGUGAAAAGCUCUUUUGCACUAUGAAAUUUAACAAGUCAAAUUUCAGGGCCAAACCUACUGAUGAGCAUCUUCAAUCUGUUCUGAAAAGCUUGAUUGCGUCCUCACUCAAGCCAAGUGGUUCUAAUCUAUGUAAGAAGAAGCGCUGCUAGGUCUCUGGCAACAAAGAAAGUGAAGCCUAGUUCUCGAGUACCCUUAUAAUUUUUAUUUGUUAUUAAUAAAGGUUUGAGCUGAUUGUAACCGUUGAACUAUUGUAUUUGUAAUCGCCUUCUUUGUGGAAUACUUGAUGCGGCCCAUGCGACUUCAUGUCUAUACUUUAAUGAGGAUUUUCUUUAAACAUACCCUGUAUAAUCCUACCUUGAACAAAAUCCCACUGGAACUAUGAUAAAAACGAGAAACAUGACCCUAUAGGGAAACGGGAUCGACCGGGAUCGAAAUACCACGAUUCUACCGGGAAACCGCAACCCACUGAGAUCGGUAUCCCACAGGGAACGGAAACCCACCGGGAUCAGGAUCCCACCGGUAUCAGGUUCCACCGGGAAACGGGAUUACACUUGGGUUAUGAUACAACCGGGAUCAGACCACUCCGGGAAAGGGGAUCCCGACGGAAUCGAGAACCCACAAGAAUCGGGAUUCUACAUGGAUCGUAAAUCUGCCGAGAUUGAACUGGGACUAAGAUUCUACCGGGAUCUGAUCGACCGGGAUCAGGAUACGGACUGGAUUAGAUAUCCACCAGGAUCGGAAUACCGACGGGAUCGGGUACCCAGUGGUAUCGGAAUCCAACCGGGUCUUGUAUACAAACAGGGUAAGGAUACCGAUGGGAUCAGUAUACUGGCGGAUCGGGAUACCAACGGGAUAGGAUACCCACCGGGGUCGGUAUACCGACGGAUUCGGAACCCAACGAUAUCCGGAUCUAACCGGGAUCGGAGAUCAAAUUGGAUCGGUAUUCCUCCAGUAAAGUUAUAUCUAUGUCAUUUUGAAAACGCUUUUAAUGGGACAACUUUUACCUUUUUCACUUUGUUAUUUAUCUGCUUUUUCUAUAGGGCUCCCCCUUCUCAAGCAUAGCUAAAACGGUAAACUUAUGGAAUGCCCGCCCUCCCCCCCCCCCAACCGUGGCCCCUUUUUUAAAUUAAAUGUGCUAUAGUUAUAGUAGAGCUUUUAGGUGUAGUAAUUUCCGUAUUCGAAAGCAAUAAUUACGUAUAAAAGUCUUUCCUUUGCAUGUUACGCGAAGGACAUUAAAUUUAAUCUAGAAUGUUCGAGAAAACUCUAAAUUGUUUUACUGGGAUAUAUAGAAGGAUCUAAAAGCUUAGUAAAAUUAUGUUUAGUUCCAUUCAUAUCUAUACCUUAAUGUUGAUUUUCUCUAAAAAUGAACUUCAUAAUCCUACCGGAAAAAAAAUCCUACCGGAAAAUGAUCCCACAAAGGAACAGUAUCCUAAAAAGGAAAGAGAUUUAACAAUUAACUGGAACCCAUAGUAACGCGAUCCCAUCGGGUAACGGAAUUAAAUCGGGGUUUUUUUUGGUAACGGGAUCCCAUAGCAGAAGAUGAUCUAACCGGGAAACGGGAUACUGAUGGGAACGGAAGCACUGAAAUUUUUCUUCCCACUAGGAAAUGGAAUGCAUCCGGGAUUGGGAUCCACAGGGAUAAAGAUCUCACCGCAAACGGGAUUCCACCGGAUAACGGGAUCCACCGGGAUAGAGAUACAACAAGGAUCGAAUACUAAUGGGGUCGUAAUACGACGGGAUCGGGAUACUAACGGAACCGGAAAAACUAGGGGGGAUCGGGAUUUGGUCCUGAUCGAGAUCCAACGUGAAUUCAACCAUCAUCGGGAGCCCUCUGAGAAACAGGAUCCCAUGGGGAAACAUGAUCCAUUCGGGUCUCACCGGGGAUCGGGAUCCCAUCUGAGAACAAAAGGAUUACAAAAGUUAUUAUAAAUGUGUUUUUUUUAGGAGACUGUUACGCACUGCCUUCUAUUGUGAGAAAUUAAUCUCAUAUUUUAAAUUUAUGGCUCGUUCAAACAGUGCCUGUCAAAGGACGAUACCAUAGAGAAAUACAAUGAAAAAAUACGACACCUGAAACAGUACAGAGUAUAGGAAAAUCGUGUAACGGUACACAAUUAGUACAAUGUGCAAAUUAAUGAUGAAUGAAGAAUGCUAAAAACACAUAUAAGCACACAAAGAAUAAUACACGUCUCGUGAAGUUAAAAAUAUCUAUCUGAAUUCCUCCGACUCUCUCUGUGUCUGUCAAUCCCUUUAUAUAUGCAGCGUAAGCUCUGCCUUCCAGAAGCUACUCAGCAUUUGUUUACGUUCUCGGCACAUCGAGAACCUUCGACAAGAGACUAGGAGACAGACUAACUAUGUUUAAUUGGUGGUCGGUAGUAAACACGAUACAUCAACGAGAUAUCCACGCCCAUCUAUGAACAUAACGUGUGCUAGGAAUUUAAUUUGGGUCAAGCAAAGUUCACGCACGAGGAAAAGUGUCAUACAUAACAGAGACAGAUAUUUUUUUUUACUAUAUGGUAUGGCAUGUUUAUUUGUUUACAUGCUAGAAUAUGUAUGUAUAUAUAUAUAUAUAUAUAUAUAUAUAUAUAUAUAUAUAUAUAUAUAUAUAUAUAAAAAAAAAAAAAAUAUAUAUAUAUAUUUUUUUUUUUAUCUCUUUUUUUAUAUAUAUUUUUUUACUAUAUGGUAUGGCAUGUUUAUUUGUUUACAUGCUAGAAUAUGUAUAUAUAUAUAUAUAUAUAUAUAUAUAUAUAUAUAUAUAUAUAUAUAUAUAUAUAUAUUAAAAAAAAAAAUAAAAAUAUAUAUAUUUUUUUUUUUUUUAUGUUAUGUCAUAUUUAUUUGUUUAUAUGUUAGAAUAUGUAUAUAUAUAUAUAUAUAUAUAUAUAUAUAUAUAUAUAUAUAUAUAUAUAUAUAUAUAUAUUGAAAAAACAAAUUGAAAUAUAUAUAUUUUUUUAUAUUUCACUUCUUUGAUAAAGCUUUACCAACAUUUGAGCUCUUUUCUCUUUUAUUUCGUCUGACGUAUUGCACCUUAAAGAGCUUGAGAUUUCAGAGCUGUUGCAUUGAUACCAUUUCCUGACAUAUUGAAACAUGCACUAAAUGAGCAUUCGAAUACUUUUGCAAAUUUAAUCCUUUCAAAUUUUGCUAUCUCAAGCGAUUCCUUUAAUAAUGUACUAAUAAUCUUUUCUAUACUCUUCUUUCGAUUUGCUUUAGGUUAAUAACUUUGUCGUUGUACUCUCCCAUUUUGCUACAUUACUCUUAUUUAGAUUAUUCUUAGCACACAAAUGAAAUCCGUAAAACAACUUAGUUAAUUUACUUUAUGUGAAGAAAUGUUGGCCUUUGAGAGAGGACUGGGGCCUAAAUAGGAAAUGUUUUGAUAAUUUAAAGUACAGCGAUGUAUGUUGGUUCAUACAUGAAUGUUUGAUGGCAAUUUUCUCGUGAUGCCAUAAGAACGCGCUUAACUUGCGAUUUACGUCUUUUGAGCAAUUGUUUGGCCUUUCAGGUUCCUUGGCGUAGUUGGGCGGGUUAUGGGGUGUGGACCGCGCCGGAUGACACCAUCACAUGGUUUGGUUACCAAAUUUUUUAAAAAAUGCAUAUUUAUUCUGUCUAACGAAAUAUCAUAAAAGGAUAACCGAUCACUCGUCAAUUUUAAUUACUUGUAACCUAUUCAAAUCCUUUCUUCAUUAAAAGUUUAAUGUUGAUGCUUCCGGAAUGAGGUAGCACUAUAAGUAGGUCAGAUCAAGACAGUUUUUACUCCAAUUCAACGCAGAUUGAAGUGGUCGGCAACUUUAUUAUGUGACAGUAAUCUACAGUUGGUAAAUCCACAUGCGAAAUAAAUUCGUUCCGUAACCUUGCUCGUUCUUUAAUUUGCUCGUAUCUCAAAGCAAUGUUCCCCAAUAAAAUUAAAGGAAAUGACAAUAAUCCAUUCCAGCCCCCAAAAUUCCACUCAGUUGUUUUUUUUUAAUUUUUUAUGUGUUUUUUAUAAAAAAACAUAAUCAAAGAGAAUAUAAAGAAAUAAACUGGUCUUACAAAGUGUAUUCACGUUUAAAUCAGCCGACUUGAGCAUGCGGAAGAUGCUUGCGCAGGUGUAGGGUGGAGGAGAUAGGCUUCGUUCACUUACUUGCUACAAAGUUAAUGCUAAACUCUUUCGGUCACUUUAAUUCACUUACUUAUUACAUUCCCAAACUUAUUGGAACUUAAGUAAACUUCUCUGAACUUCAAAGCUUCUGUACAAUUUUUAAUUAAUUUCGCUUAAUUUUCGUCACUGCUUUUCUUUUCACUGGUUUUUGCCUUUUCCCCCAUGUUUUCUUCACUUUCACCUGCAGGCUGUUUAAACAACAACAAAACAAAAAAAAACUGUCCCAGGAGGUUUGUGAGACGCACAAGGCUAGACUGGUGUGUUGUGUGCAGCCCGCCGACCCGCUGACCCAGUUCGUCGUAUCUGAAAUGUUUAUCGUUUUUUAGAGCAAAACAUCGCUCGCUCGAUGGCUCGUAUCUCAAAAAUCUCCUAAAGUUAGGGCAAACGAAUGUGGAGGUACAACUGUAAAUUGAGCUUAAUUCUGAGAAAUAAAUCUUUCCCUUGAAGUAUAAUUUCGUUGUGGUCGGGUUGUUUGAAUCAUAAAGAUUAAAAUAUAAAAACAUUACUUUUUAUCAAUUUAUUGGUUUACAAAAAUAAUAUUUUACCAAAUUUUCUGAUAUCUUUUAAUAAUGCAUUUAACUUUUUAAUUUUUUUUAAAAAUAUAUAUAUAUUGAAACUCAGAAAUACUAAAAAAAAAAUAUUUUCUCCCAUUAGUCAGUAACACGGACCCUUAACAUUUGAACACGAUUGUCAUAUCAUGCAAAAUCUUUUAUUUGCUGUCUGCGAUUUCACAUUUAUCUGCUACCUUUACAUUUGGGCUUAUCUAAUUGAGGAAGUUAAUCUUACUCAGCAGUAUCUGCUGGCUAAAGGCUUUACUCUUGACAAAGUGGUGACCAACUUAGAGGCCUUAAGAUUGUUUCUGAAGAGAAACGCUGUCACUUGGUGGAACAAACUAUUGAAAAGGAACUUUUAAAAUCUUAUCAAUUUUAAAUUUUUGUUUUGAGAGAAGAUUAGAAUUUAUAUAAGAAGUGAAUGGCAGGAGAACUAUUUACGAUCCAAUAUGGGACAGUCAAAGCUUUUUUAAUAUGGUUCUACUAUCAAUUGAAAGUGUUACGGUGAAAGCAAUUGAUUUUGAUCAAAAGAUUGAUAGUUUUGCAACUUUGAAGAGCAGGAAAGGUAAAUUUUAAAUAAAGUAAAUUGAAUUUAAAAAUAACUAUAAGUUUACGUUGCUACAGCUAUUAAAUACAUUUACCCACUGACCUUCAAUUUUUUUUUUUUUGGUCCUCGUUAUAUUGUGGAUUUAUUGUAACCAGACGAAAUCCAUCGUGGAAGUCGGGGGAGGGGGGUUGGCACCAUGAAGUCACCGCACUGGGUGACACCCCCUCUAGCUACGGCACUGUCAGAUUCUCAAAAUUGUAUUCACAUUUUUUACCCUCCACUCAGCAAGAAAUGUCUGCCAAGACUUUCCUACUAAUUCCAUGGCAACUAACCAACACACACUAACCCUCAACCCUACUCCAAACUCUAAUUAAUGCCCCUUUAUAGAGAAAAUAUAUCUUACAAUGUGAGGAAAGCUUAAAGAAAAACAAAGAUUUAAAAAUAACACUUAAAAUAUUUUUUUAAAGCUUUGAACAAACGUUUCUUCCAUGAUCAUAAGAUUUAUAAAACACGGCUCUGUAUCAAAGUUUCUCUUACAAACAAUUCCGCAACAAAAAAAAAAGUUAUUUCUUGUUUGUUUUAAGUCCAAAAGUCAUUUAAUAGGAUUGUAUAAAUGCUCAGGUGUAAAAAAAAACAUUUAAAAAAUGUGCCAAAUUUAUUUGCACAUAGCCCCAUAAUGGAUACCUCCACCGUUCUCAUCCAGACAAUAAACUAUGUUUUCCUGCUUUAUUAUUUAUAUAUUCUAUAAUGAAAGCAUUGCAUAUUAUUUUGUAAGAGCCUUUUGUAAAUUAAACGCAUACGAAAACUUUAGAGAUGAGGACAAGGUCUUAAAUAUUAAUUCAUAAUAUUAACUAAUUCGCUGUACGUCAAUUUUUCUAAAUUUUUUUUUUCAGAUUGUUGCAUUGACCGACUGAAGCAUUUUACUCUUCAAACUUUAGAUGCAAACGACAAAACAGUAUAUCAAUACACUGAUCCAAAUGAUGCACCUCAAAUUAAUUACGCGGUGACAGUGGCAGCUUCAGCUAGAAAUAUUCCUAUCAGGAAAAUCAAUAUUAGAGCUACAAGCAACAUCCUUACUCUCUGCGAGGUGGAAGCGUUUGGAGGUAUUUAGUUACUAGAUACUCGAAUACAAUCUGAGGUUUUGCCGCUUAGCAUUAUUUAUUUCUCCCUUUAAAUGUCAAAACGGAAAGCGAAAGGGUAAACUAAUUUACUGUUGAAUAUUCAACAAAGUUUAUAAGCUAAUCAGUAGUUAAUUUUAAUAUUUCUUUUCGUCGCCUUAUUUUAUAUCUUAAGGCCCAAGAUCAAUGUGUUGCUCAUUUUGGCUCCUAUUUAUGUAGAGGGAAUUCGCGAUGUUUCUGUGCCUGAUAUUGAAGAUGAUAUUUCAAUGGUGGUAGUGGCUACUCAUUAAGUUUAUUAGGAACUGGAGGGUUAGAAGGUCUGAGUAAAUAGACGCAAAAGUUUCAAGUGUUGUCGACUCAACUAUUCCUUUUUGGAAGCUUAUUACAGUCCCUGAUUGUCUUUGGCUGGAAUGAGCAGUUCCUGUUCUGUGUUCUUGCUGUUAUGAGCCUGAAAGCCUGUCAUGGUCCUGUCGCUGUCUGUGGGGGUGGGGAGAUGGACGAGUGUCUGUUUGAUGCUGGAACAGUCGACCAGCCCAUUUGUUAUCUUGUGCAUCACGGAGAGUCAUAAUCGUCGUUUUUACUCCAAUGGUGACCAGAAUGUUUCCAACACCAGAGGUGUUCCUGUAGCGUUUAAGAACAAAGUUUUCUGCACCGCCUCCAAACUCUCGAUGCUCUUCUUGCUGAAUGGGUUCUAGACUGAAGAUGCGUAAUCUAAAAUCGGCAGGAUAAAGUCUUUAUAGACUCUUUUGUUUUCACACUGGAGUUGCCGAUCUUUACAUUUCGCUUUUAGAAUCAUAGGGUCUUGUUUGCGUUUUCUUUCCUUUUUUUUAAAAAACAUCUUUGAUUAGACAAACCAUUUGAUUCAUUUGAAAACAAGAAGAAAAAGCAUAAAAAUAAAACCCAAUGCAAUAAAAAAAAGUUGAAAAUACAUUUUCUCUUCAUGUCUAUUAAAGGCAACAAUUCAAAAAGACCUUAUUAAAGUAACUUCAAUUAAAUCAGGAAUGAUAAGCAAUAUUUUAAUUUAUUUUUAUUUAAUUCACCUUUAAAAUGAUUGUUAAAUAAAAUGAAUUUAGGUUUAAAAAUUCGUAAAUAUUUAAAAGUUUGCUAAUUUUCAUAAUUUGUAUGUGUGUAACUGCUGACCCUUGUUCCAUUUUUUAUAUACAGAUUGUUCACCAGGAUCAUGGGGUCUAGAUUGUGUCCUAUGCGAGGGGAAAUGUAACCAGUGUCAUCCUGAAACAGGCGCAUGUUUAGUUUGUAAUGGUUAUACCAAUCCACCAAAUUGUGACCAAAGUAAGAUAACAAAUAUUAAUAUUUGAAAAUUCUUUCAUAUGGUAGCUAUAACUUUUAGUAUUAUAAUCGUUCUGAUAUGUAUAGUUCAGCUGAAUAAACUUCCUGAUUCCAAAGAAAUUGUCCUAAGCUCGUUACAUCCUGUAGAUACAAGGUUAGAUUCUCUUGAAAAAUACCUUUCAUGACGAGUUAAAAAAAUUGAAAAUAAUUGACACAUUUAUUAAAAUGCAUAUCGCAAAGAGAGACUGUGCAGAUGUGUAUUUGAGCCCUUUAUGUAAAUACUAAUAAAAUAUCCACAGCUUGUCCAGAUGGAAAUUAUGGUAUCAAUUGUGCCCAACGAUGUUCAACAAACUGUUCUCAAAAUCUAUGUGAUGCGGUAACAGGCUUUUGUAAAGCAUGUCCAAAUGGUUACAAAGGAUCUUUUUGUGAUCAAGGUAAUAUUAUAUUUUUAAAAUACACAAUCCUGAUAAUUAUUUCAUUGAUUGUGAUGUUGUCGAAGAAACGAAGCUAUAUACAAAUGUUAAUAUUUUUAAAAAAAUAUAUAAAUAUUACCUGCGUAGGAACACAGGUUGUUUUUUGUAUCAAAUGUAUUUUGUCAUUGAAACCCUAGAGAUACACAUUAAGCCCCUAUGCCCCCAUGCCACAGUGGUGGAAGUUCUUUCAAUGUGAGCUUUUUCAAGCUUAUAGGUUGAUGGGAAGGAAAUAAUCAAAGAAAUGAUACAAAUCUGGAGAAUUAAUAUUUUCAUAGAAAAGUAGAAUUCCAUGUAGCCUAUAGGACAGUUGAUUGCGAGUUUCUACAAGCUACGUUUUUUUACAUAAUAUUCUAUUCUAUUAAAUUGGACAUGUUCGUUAUUUUGAUCUAACUUUAUGUGUCCGUACUCUGCAGCCCGAUAGCAUUCUUGCCUUAAUAGUUUAUAAUCACAUCUCGAUCUAAAUCUUCAUUUUGUAUCGUCAUAUAUAGAGUUAACAAGUUUAUUUUAUCAUUAUCUGUAGAUCUAAAUUGUUAUAUUAUGAAUUGGGCAUUAAUCUAUCUAAAUUUUAAAAAGCGUAAUAUACCUCUAAACGUAGGAAUUAACAAAUUAAAAAAAAAAAAUGUUGUACCGACCUUUGAAAUGCGAUGUAAGUUCCAAUGGUAGAUCGGUCCCAACCCAACUCCCUCCUCGAAAAGGAAAGUUAAACAUAAAUUUUGAAAGUUAUCCUAUGAUGCACGUUUAUAUUUAAACUCUUGUGGGACCUGGGAACGUUGGGUCUACUAGUUAUGGGCAGUUAUUGAAGAAUGUUUAGAAAGUACACCGGCCCAGGCAAUUUUCAUUCAAAAUAUAUUGUUAUGUAGACAACGUGUUUAUGUUUCACUUUCCCCGUGUACUAUGUGAACUCUGUCUAACACUAAAUUAGGCUGCGUUCGUAUUGGACGUAUUGGAUCAAAAGAUCCCUUUGAUCUUGGUCUUUGUUUACUACCACUACAAACUAAAAAUAAUUAAUAUGUUCUAGUAGAACUUUGUUGAAAGUUCGGCGUGAACUAGGCAGGUAAAUAAUGUGUAAGGCUGUUCGAGAUCGUACAGUAGGUUUUGACUUCAAGGGACAAGGGUGUGUUAUUUGUAUCCAUCAUUGUACCUUACUCUUUUGGCACAUUGUACUAACUGUGUAUCGGUACAAGACAUAUCGAUGAUUUUUAAUUAGUUUUUUUUUAUUAUGUAAUUAUAUUGAUACUUAAAUAAAUCUUAUUAAUUGUAAUUAGUACUGUUUUGAGUAUCGUAUUUCACUGUUGUUUUUCCACAUAUUGUAUUGUCUUUUGUUAUGCACUGUUUAGAACGAGCCAUAAUUUAAAACAACAGUUUAAUUUCUCACUAUAGAAGGCAGUGCGUAACAAUGUGAAGAUUUAAGUGUAAAACAGCCACCUGUUAGGAUUGAAAAUUAUUACGCACGACUUGGUUCAAAUAUCAAUUUUACCUCAGAAAUUAAGAUUGCAUCCUUUUUUUUUAAUGCGAAUUCAUUAAGGGCCCAACUUUACUUUGAAGCACAACAAAAAAAGAUAAAAUUGUUUGGGAAAAAUGGAUGUAUCUUAAUUUUUUAAAUUGUUGUUUUUUUCGGCCGGGGAAAUUUAAACUGAAUUUUUUUUAGAUUAAGUAAUAUUAUGUGUCCUUAAAAAUACCCAGUACAUCGCCCACAUUGAUUCGCAAAAAAAAAACCACUUUAAGUGAGGUGUCUGUGUGUGUGUCUGUGUGUGUGUGUGUUUGUGUGUAGGUUUUUAUUAGUGUCAAGAGAGGGGGACAAUAUUAUGGGCCAACACGGAGGCUCAGAUCCCAACUUAUCUACUGAGUACUAUGUGUAAAGCUGGGUUGCCGAAUGAUUAAUCCGAAGCUAGUGGACUCUAAUUCAAUUCGCAAGAUAAAAGCAAAGACAUCACCAGCAAUCGGGAUGGGUGGGACUCCUUAACCUUGGAUGGCAACUGAUCAGGGAAACACUGAAAUCGAACCCGGAGUUGGAGUCCCGAUGAAAAUUCCAACUCUUGCGAUGCAGAACACAUAAAGAGCAUAGCGAUAAUUGACAAACUGCUGGUCUUCUACGCAUCCUGGUCUAUUUCCAGUCGUCUUGACCAAGUUUUGCCUUUGAAUCAUAUAGGCAACGACGAAAGAGUGCGGGCGAAUUGAGCAGCUCUCACUCACUUUAAAGAAAAUACAGCUCAAGUCAAGGCUACUCCUUAAGUCGAAAAUUAAUUAUAUUGUCUUGGUCAUCUUUACUUGCGGAGGGCAAACAAUAGUAAUAAUGAUUUUAAAUAUAGCAACGUAGAUAUGAAUUGUAUGAAAACCAGUGUCAUUCUGUCAAUGAGUAGAAAUUAAAUAGUUAAACAAAUAUAUUAACGGUUAAUGCUAUUGUUUUUGUGGGUUUUGUUUAAAGGAUCAUUAAAUAGAUUAAAACUUUUAAACACUGCUCUUUGGCCACCAUGUUUUAUCAUGUCAUAUUUUCAGUUUGUGAAUCUGGAAAGUGGGGCCCUCAGUGCGCAAACACUUGUAACGAGAGUUGUUGGGAUUCUUCAUGUAAUAACGUCAAUGGAACUUGUGAUUAUGGCUGUGAUGGAUUCAGUGACGUUCCUUUUUGCACUGAAGGUAAAUGUUAUCAUAUUUUAAUGACAUAUUGCAUAUGGUAUUGUUUUAUCAACUGUCAGAAUCCACUUUUUUUAAUGACAGAAAUGAGACAGACACUGUUAUUGCACUCCAUUGUCAUUUUCUGAAAUAAUUUUUCGUAUGUGAUAAUUAACGUUUCCUGAUGCCAUUUGUUAAGUUUGCAUUCUUGGAAAAUGGGGAAAGAACUGUAGUCAAGACUGCAGUAAAAACUGUUAUAACCAAUCAUGCAACCGACUGAAUGGAACAUGUGACGAUGGAUGUUUAGGGUAUUCUAACCCCCCAAGUUGUAACAUCAGUAAGUUUGUAUAUAAAUAUGCAAAUUAUAAUUUACUCACAAGCUCGUAUCAAUGAAUAACCUGAAAAAUCGAUUUAAUUUACUUGGUUAAACAUGCAUUCAAGUAACACAAUUUCUAAAAUUUGCAAUUAGUGCUAAACUAACAACUUUUAAAGAAACUCACAACUCAUUUAGCCCCGUUAUCGGGACUUGUAUUUACUGAAAUCGGUGCCAUCUGGUAGCAUUAGUGAUAUUGUCAAAUAGAGAAUUAUGUGUUUUAAUCAUUGAGUACAAUUUACAAUGUUUCUGCCUCAUACGGCCCUAUUGUACAAUAAUUGCUAUUUCUUUUAAGAAACAACUUUCUUUUCAGUACUAUUUUACAUACUUUAAAAGAGUUAAAUAAUCCAUGGUUUCAUUAAAUUUCAUUAUUUUCAGCAUGUCCAUUUGGAAAAUGGGGAAAGAACUGUCAAGAUCAGUGCAGUUCAAACUGCUACAACACAUCCUGUGACAGACGAACUGGAAUUUGUGAUCAAGGGUGUAGUGGAUACAUCAACCCUCCUGACUGUAACAUUGGUAAACAUAUGUAUAUAUAUUAUGUUCAAUAUAUUUUACUUUAAAAAUGCUUACUAUAUCUACCCCACCCCCAACUAAGUCGUGGCAGCCCAACUCCCCACGCUUUCCUGGACCUUGGUCGAUUCUGUAUGGUAUUAGAUUCGAGAGCUCAGUAUGGAUAAUACUAUAAGGUUUUAUAAACAAAUUACCGUUUAAAAUAUUAUUAUAACAUUCUUCACGAUGCAAUACGAUACUGAUAAAAAACCAUUACAAUUUUUUGUGAGGCAAAUUAUUCUUUACAUUUUUCAGCAAACAUUUUUAUCAAAUGAGGAAGUAGUUCAAAACAUGAAUUCUAGUACGCUUUCUUUUUAUUUUUUUAAAAUUCUUACUCUAAAAAUUCAGAUUCUCUAUUGGUUGCACGAUGAUCAUGUGGUUCAAAUAGAGCCUCUGUCAAAAGUUUGUAUAAAAAAUUCAAUCCCCAGCCAAACCAUCUAAUUUUUGUAAGGAUCGUAUUGUUCCCUACACAUAUUAACUUUGUUACCUGGGGGAAAUCAAAAGCGAGGAAGGUGAUUUAUUUCAACCCGUAAGAUUGGAAACAACUUAUUCCGCCCCCUACCAGUGUACCCUAAUAUAUCUUAACAAAUAAUUAGUUGAAAUUAUGUGUCUCGGAAAAUUGCUUGGUGUGAUUAACUAAGGAAAUAAUGAUAUGAACUUCUAAUUUUAUUAAAACUAAAAACAAAGUCAUUCGAGUGAAUGUGUAAAUAAAUAUAUUUAAUAUUUGAUUUAUAUUCAUUCGAGAAUUGUUAAAGCGUUCAUAAACUGCAUAAUUUGAUCAAAGGCAAUAAAUGCAUGAUUUAAAUAGAUUUAAUGAUGUAUAUUAUAUGACAAACACAGUGAGUGAGAGGGAGAGAGAGUGGUGUUUGGCUUACAUUUUUCCUGACAUUCUUCACUAGAUUUAGACAUCAGCUUAAUUUUUUUUUUUUUUAAAAAGAGCAUGCAUUAAUGAAGGACUCUUUGUUACAUUCUUUCUGACAACAUGUCUCUCAAUAUUCAUAUUCCUCACACAUAUCGCUCUGCAUACACCGCUAUCCGUCAGAUCAGCUCCAUCCGCCACUACCUCACAGUUAGCUCAACAAAAACACCAGUAACUGCUCUUGUUCUCUCUCAUCUUCACUAUUUUAACUCUCUUCUGUCAUGCUCACCAAAAUAUUUCAUAUAAAAUCUGCAGAAGGUUCAAAACUCAGCUGCUAUUCAUCCCUUUUUAAAGCUUCCUCCCGCAGACACGCGUAUUCAUUCUGUUCCCAGAACACGCACUAAAACCUAUGGUAAAUGAUCUUUCUUUACCCCAAAACAAUUGAAUUCUCUCUCACAAAUCUUUCCCAAUAUUACGAUAAUCCCAACCUUCAAACUGCUUUCAAGACCCAUCUCUUCAAAAUUAAUAUACUGACUCCUUCUCAACCCUCGCUAAUAUAAACAACGCUCCACGCUGCUGGGUGCUAUCCAUGGCUAGACAUUGAUAGAUAGUUAUUGGGUGGGUGAGAUCAAGCUUUUCACCAAUUCUGUUUUUAAAUGUAUAAUUUUUGUGUAAUUGCUAAUUUGUUAUCUAAACUUCGGUGAGCCUCGCCUUAGGCUAGGCUACUGCGCUAUAUAAAACCAACUUAAUAAUAAUAAUUAUAUUUAUAAAAUGCAGCUAUAUAUUUUUUUGGUUUAAAUCAAAUAAGGCCUUUAUAGUUUCAAGGGAAUACACUUUCCUUAAAAAAGUUAUGAAAUAAAUAAAUGUCAACACUUGUUAAUUUUAAAUCCUUCAGUUUGUGAUCAUGGAACGUGGGGAGCAAAUUGUUCAUUUCCCUGCAACAACAGCUGUUUUAACGCAUCAUGCAACCACCGAAAUGGCUCUUGUGAUUUGGGGUGUGAUGGUUUCAAUAAUCCACCAGUAUGUACAGAAGGUGAGCUUAUUUUUUUUUCCAAGAGCUAAAGUAAUGAAACAACAUCUCAAGCUCUAACAACAAUUCAUAUGCAAUAUUUGUUGUUGUAUUUUUUUUUUAGUAUGCAAGUACUACUAAUGAUAAAACUCAUUUAAAGUCAUGGUGAGUAAUAUGAUUCCCUUUGGGGGAUGGGGCGUGGGGCUUGGAAGGUUGGGGUGAAUGGGAAAAAGAGACUGGCCAUUUUUUUUAAUAUAAUGCGAGGAAAUAGUGUUCUUUCCGAAUUGUAUAAUGCAGGGUCUCCAAAAUUUUCAUUCCAAUGGCCACAUUAAUUAUCAAGCAGCAGUCCGGGGGCUGACUACACACUGGAGUACUAAAUAAAAAAGAAUCAAAACAUGAAUGCUGUUUGUAAUUAUUUAUUUAAUAUAAUUUUAUUCAGUAAUAAUUUAAUAACGCAUUUAUACACUACAAUUGAACUUGUAUUAGUGGGAAUGGUGAAAUUGUUUCCUGGAUGCCAAAAUAGCAGACAUUUCUGGCCUUAGAUUUGAUGUCCCUAACAUCAACAGUGAUUUGAGAUUAUCAUCGGACAAGUUUAUUCUUAAAUUGUUCUUCACGUAUUUCAUUCUUUAAAAUGUUUUCACACGGGUACGUUGUUACAAAGAUUGAAAGGUACGUUAAUGCAAAAGUUUUGACUUUAGGAAAGUCUUCCUUGUGCACAAACUGAUAAAAACCCACCAGUCAUUCUUUGAACUUGUCCCUAAGGGGUCAUUUGCUUGAAAUUCAAUGACCUCCGGCUGCAGUUCAUCAUUUUUGCAAUGUAGUGAUCGGUUAGAAAACAUAUUGCACUACUACGCGCCACUAUUUUAAUUCGGCAAAAAAAUAACGUCCACGUAAGUGGCGGCUGAUCUUGGCAGGAUACACGUAAAUUUACGUUAUUUCUUUUCCGUAGACGAAAAGUUUUCCACGGGCCGGACGAAAGGGCCUAUCGGACCGCAUCCAGCCCGUGGGCCGUAGUUUAAAUACCCCUGGUAUAGAGUAACGAAAAAGGCACGUACCAAGUACUCUUCUAAAACUAUAACAUUUACCGUCGAAUAUAAAAUCUUACAUCUCUGAGCUUGGGUGAAAUAUAUUUUUUAAGAAUAAAGGCUUGGGAAAAUAUUUUUAAAUCAUUUACAUUUCAUCGUAUACAUGUACAGGAUUGGACAAAUAAAGUAAGUUCAAGAAUGUUUCUUCAAGUGUCAGAAAAGGUGGUAUAAGUCAAAAGACAGCAAAUAUUAAAAAGUGCACUUUAAAAAAAAUAGAGAUACAUUUGUUGACAGAACAUUCAAAAGUAAUGGGAUUAAUGCACUUACAUUGAAAAUGUUAUAGCAAUUUUAAGGUGUGUUUUAUAUCCUAGUUUUCAAACAAAACGUUAUUUUUUUAGCCUUAUUAAAUAUUAUUAAAUGGCUAUUUUAAAGUAUUUUGGAAGUUUUUGUCUCAUUUUUGUUUUUAACUCUUACUAUAUUUUAACUGAAUUUUAUAUCAUUGAGGAAUGAUAAAGCUUAAUUUGUGCUGUCCAAGUGAAUUAGCUUACCCUAUUCCAGCUGUGACUUCGGCUUUCACUGGAAUUGUUAUUUCAUGUCACCCAAAGUCAUAAAAAAAUAUCUCUCAAAUGCCCUCCUUUGAUUGACUGUUGCCCAUUUUGACGGCUUGUUUUGUUUUAAGUUGCUCCUUUUGCCCCCAAAAAGUUCUCGAUAACUGGGGCAUAAUAGUGAGGCUAAAUAAAUUGUAGAGAACUGGGAAAAUUUUGUAAAAGUUCCAAAAUCUGAUAUUGUGUAAUAAUUGAUGGUAAUAUAAAAGUAGGCAAUGUACCUUUUAAUUCUUUGGUUUUUUUUUGGAGUCAAAAGUGGACGAAAAUGCCGCCCAUUUAUAAAAAGAAAAAUAUUCCUUUAAGUUUUUCAUCCCCCUCCCACCAAUGCCACUGGGGUUGACUCAUUUUGAGUGGGCUCUGGGUUUCAUAAUGCAUAAUUACCCCCUCCACCCCACGCCUAAAAUAUCAAUCCCCCAGAUCAAAAUUUCUUAAACAAACACUGGUUAGUUAUAACUUCGGUCCAGCCUAGAUCCCAAAUACUAUUUCCUACAUUGCUUGACCUGUUUAGAGAGAAAUAGAGGUCAUCGGUGCAUUACUUUACCCACGGCCCCCGUUGCUCUUAAAAGGGCCAACCAACUACAAUAAAGAUUUUCAUCUCAUAACGAUAAAACACAAUAUUAUACUUUUUAGCCAACUCUGCGAGUUAAAUUUUAUUGAUUUGUUUUUGUUCUUUUAAUUUGAUUUUUUUUUUUUUUUUUAGAAUGCCCAUCCGGUUAUUGGGGUCAAAACUGUACGUUAGCCUGCAGCUCGCAUUGCUCAAAUGCAUCUUGUGAUGGACAGACCGGAGAAUGCUACCUCGGCUGUAUGGCUGGAUAUUUACCACCUAAAUGCGAACAAGGUUGGUUCUAAAAUCAUUUGUGUUUAUCUUAAAGUGAUCUUCUUUUAUGAUAAGAAAUUAUAUUUUUAUGCUAAACUUAGUUAAUUAAAACACAUUUUUUUUUAUAUUCAUGAGCAGGAACAUUAAUUUUUUGUAUGACUCCUUAAACACGAGUUUUGAUUUUAAUAUUUUAUAUUAUGUGCAUAUUUCUUAAAUUAAGAAAUUAUGUUUUCUUAUUUCAAACAAAUAAAUUAACAAUUUCAACAUCAUUAUCAAUUAAAUUAAUGUUAAUUUUUUUUCAAAUUAUUAUAUUUUGUUGUUGUUUGCAUAGUCUUCAGUAUAAAUAUAUUUCUUUUGAAUUUAAAAAAAAAAAAAUAGGCUGCAAGGAAACCUUUUAUGGCAUCAAUUGCUCCAAAGUGUGUUCCAACAACUGCUCAAAGAAUCAAUGUGAUUCAAAUAUUGGGUAUUGCUUACGGUGUAUAGACAAUCACGAAGGACAUUUUUGUGAAGGUAUACCUAUGAAUCUUUUAACUGAUGUCAAUCCUACAUUUAAGAUGAUCAAAUAAUUUUUGACUAAAUAUUUUUUUAAAGAUUAGUGUUACGAACAUUUUGACACAAAUAAAACAGAAACAUUUCAGAAAACAAAAUAUUUGUAAAAAAAAAAAAAAAAAAAAAAAAAAAAAAAAAAAAAAAAAAAAAAAACAAAAAAAAAAAAAAAAAAAAAAAAAAAAAAAAAAAAAAAAAAAAAAAAAAAAAAAAAGAAGAAAGAAAAUUAUAUUUUUUACUGUAUUACACUUCUUUAUAAAGGAAUUUCAAGUUAUUUUUUGGGGGGUUAAAUUCAAAGUUAGAAAGAAGCAGUGAAGAAAAAGGUUGUCUGACUUGUUAAAAACUAGGAAUAAUUUUAGCUCCCUUGAAUAGAAAUAUAGUUACUUAAUCUAGAUCCCAUUGAAUUCAGCUUAUUUACCAUAAUUCUGAAAAAUAAAUUUUACAUAUUGGGAAUUUUGAAAAAAAAUGGUUCCAUAAAAAGAUAAGAAUGUAAAAGAUAUAAAAUAUAUUUUGGAUGAGUGAAGUUGAGGAUAUUCAGGUGAAUGAUUUGUUGAUUUAUAUAUAUAUGUAUAUUUGUUCCUCAUUACUUUCUACUUGUUGAGACCCGCUGGUCCUCACCGUUUUGAGACCCGCUGGCUCCCACUCUCUCCAUCCCUACCCUACGGGAUAUUGCGUAAUUAGGCUGGGCCUGAAAUUCAUCACAAAGAACAAUAGAAAUUAACCUGCUCAGCUUCCCGACUAGCUCUAAGUUGGGAAAGUUACAUCGCCAAAGCUUACGGCGAUGUCGCAUGUGAUCUGCCCUUACGCGGCGUGGAAGACUAGUACGAAUUCAAAUCCCGAAGCCGAGAUCACAACUGCUCGUACGUCCUGACCGAAAGCCUCACUGGGCAAGGGCGGGAGGCGACGAAAAACCUCCUCCCUCAAUGAGGGGAAGACUUCUGCCCAAACCAAUAUUACUCACAUUUCAAUCAUUUACGCAGGUUCGACUGGCGGGGUUUGGACAAGAUCCUUCCCCGCCGAACGUGGCUUCCUUAAAACGCCCUUGAUACCCAUGGCUGGGAGGCUGGGUGGGACCGAGUACGGCUACAGAUGAGGUGCGUGGACUGCAUCCCCUCCCCACGGAUGUCCCCAUGGGAAAGGCGUCCCCUCUCGCGCGUGUGACGCUUGACAGGCGCGCGCGAGGCCAACAAGUUACUGUUCAAGGCCGAAAGGGUGGGACGGGACACCCACAACAUUCCCUGGUUGUUCUCCAGUUGAAUGUGUGUGGUAUCAGGCAGAAAUCACACGAAGUAACCAAAUUACUCCACGAACGCAAUGUGGAUGUAGGGCUCUACCUAGAAACGUUGCUUCACGGCAAGCUGUUUCACAUUACUGGUUACUCACUCUACCACUGUAAGUGUGAUCGCUGCCAUGGCCAUACCACAGCGGUACGAAAUUACCUCGCAGUGGAGGUCAUUGAGUCGAAACGUUACGCAAACACUGACACGUUGUCGGUUAAAGUCACCAAGUGUGGGAAAACGUUCGCCAUUUACAAUUCUCCCAGCAAUGCGAUCACGAUCCCUACCCACGGGGAGACAAUCUUUAAAAGGACUAUUAUUGCAGGAGAUUUAAAUGCCAAAUCCCCCAUGUGGGGUUAUCCGGAGAGGAACGUCUCCGGUAAGCACGUGGAAGAGGUCUGUCUUGAGACCAAUCUUAUCAGACUCCAGGACGAAAAGAGCGCGCCCACUCUUCUUCACUACGGCCACGGAACGGAAUCAAGGCCAGAUCUGACGCUCGUGUCCGCUGAUCUCGCGGGACAUCAGAAUAUUAAAUUCCUGGAGGAAAUCGGGAGUGACCAUCUUCCCCUUUACUUGAGAUUGACUUAGGUCAGGCCAAAACCAAGUGCGAAAAACGCCACUGGCUCGUCUGGAGGGCCAACUGGGGAAAUUUUGAAAGUCAGUGCGAGACCAAGCUCAGACUAAUAGCAGUCGACGUGGCCGAUUCAGACUUAGAUGUUGCUUUCGAGACGUUUAAUGGAGUUAAAGUGUUGGAGUCUACACCUAUCACGUCGCAGUGCGAGUGACCACACACCGCGCAGUGAAUAUUAUUAGUAAAUAUUACUUUAGCGAUGAGUUUUUUUUUUUUUUUUUUUUUUUUACAGGGCCCUCGCUUUCACCUUUUGCUAAAUUUCUGUUAAUUUUUUUUUUUUUUUCAGAACUCAAUCAACUUUAGCUAAAUGUCUGUUAAUUUUUUAUUUUUUUUCCGAACUCAAUCCCAUUCAACGCCGGGUAUAUUGCCAAUAUAUAUAUAUAGGUAUCCUAAACCAUCAAGUCCCACGUUAAGAUUGAGCCAGAGUAUUCUUUAAGAUGACACAACUUUAAACACCCCGUCCCAGUUCCGUGUAAAAAUGAUAUUUUGCUAGUGUCAUUCUUUUUAGCAGACUUAAAGAUACACUGCUUUUAGUCCUGAAUACUUUGCCAGAAUCAAAAGUUUCUUGAUUAUAAGUCAUUUUUAAUUGUGUGUUAUUCAUUAUUUUCUGUCUUUUUUUCUUCUUUUUUUUUUUGCCCAAAGCAUCCAGCCAAUAGUCUACUGUUUUUUUAUUUUUUUAUUUGGUCUCUCUUCAGGUUGUCCCAUAUCCUGUGUGCUAUAUUUCGUACUGCUUCACUUGAACAAAGUCAUCCCUUUUAUCAUGCUUUUAUUUUUAUACAAAAUUUUAGGGCUACAUUUAAUUUUUCUCACACUUUUUACUCUCCCCAAUGUUGUUUUUAAAGCAUUUUGUUUGAAUUAUUUAUAUUGUCAAGAUUAUCCCAUGUACCGUAUUGAGGGCACGGUAUAUUAAUAAAUAACUUGUCAUUUGUUCACAGCUAUAUCUGCAUCUCCUGAGACACCAGUUGGUGCUAUUGUUGGGUCCAUAAUUGCUGUCAUCGUUAUUUGUGUUUUCAUCUUAUUGGCGGUCGUGUUUUGGAGGUAAUACCGGUAACUGAUUAAGUGAACAUACAUUUUGUUGGACUCAAUUUCAAGGACCAUGUUUUUUUUUCUUAACAUAAGUUGCCAAUGAUAUUUUUUGUAAUUAUAGUCAAUAAUGUAUAUAAGUUGGUCGAAAAGAGAUAAUUUUCUAGCCUAACUCAUUUUGUUUUAAAUUUACAUUUUAAUAAUUAACGUAAAUCAAAGAGUAUGAGUUUCAAAUGUGUCCCUGAUUCCUUUUUUUUUUUUUUAAAAAUCAGAAGACGUCAAGCUUUUUUAAAAUCUAAAAUGAACCAAGGAGUUGAGAUUAAAGAGCAAAACAGAUCUUCAACUUUUGAUCGCAUGGAAUUUAGUGACCUGGAAAACACAAAAAUAGGUAUUAGCCUUUGAGUUUUUUUUUUGUUUUUUUUUAUAUUUUUUUUUAUACACUACUCGUUUUUAGGCAUAUCAAAUUUUAUUUUUUAAGGCACCAUGAGCUCAAAGUUUAUGUAAAUGCAAUGCGUAAAAGAAAAUAGUGUUGUACUGGGCUUCAAAGCUCAAAAUAAUUUAUUGUAGGACAAUUUUUUUUUUAUCUAUUAAGGGGGCAGUCUACCAAAUUUUUUUUUUUUUAAUUAACCAACUUAGAGCAAUUAUUUUAUUAUGGUCAUGUUAAGCUAUGAAUGGAGAUAUAUUUUCAUGCUUUAAAAAAAAAUUAAUUAUAUAUUUGCCAUGGCAACGGUGGCCAUCUUGAAAAUAAUACCCAUUCGUAGAGUUCUAAAAUUUUAAAAACAAACAUACAUAUUGCUUAAAAAUUGAUUGAUUCAUGAACUUCAAUUAUAUUUAGAGGUACUGAGCUAGUUUAAUUUCCUUUAAACUUUUCAAAACAUUUUUUUUUUAAUUUUUAAAAUUUGCCUCGGCAGAAAACGCUUAAAAUUUACCAUCCUAGGAUAUGAAAAAUUUUUUUUUAACAAAAGUAAUUGACCGAAUUGAUUUUUGAAUAGCUCAUUACACACAAAAUAGUUAAAGAAAGAUACACACCAAAUUUUAUUACUCUAGCUUGUAUAUUAGCUGAGAUUUUAGAAUUCUACGUUACAAAACAACAGAAAAAAAACAAUUUUGAGAAAAAUCAACUUUAAACUUUAAAAGUGAAAAAUUUUAAGUUUAAUAUGAAAAUGAAGUUCUUUUACAUAGUUUUUUUUUGUUCAGCAACAUGGACAUGGUGGUUUCUUAUAUUAUUGAACUGUUGAAUGCACUAGGAACAUGGGUUUUAACUUCUUGAACUUCAUCAGGUGCUCUCGUCAAAAUCACAAUUUUAAACAAAAAAUUGUUUUCCUCUGGAAUAAAGCUAAUUUGUGUUGUAUUAGAAUUUUUUGUUCAGCAUUAUAAUAUUACACAAGUUAUCCAAAGUCCCCAAUCAACCCUUUUGUCCAUGAUCCUUUUAACCAUGCUUAGAUGACAAGGUUAUGUUGCUGUCACCAUCACUGAAAUUGAAGCAUAGUUUUAUGGCAGCAAUGCUAUGUUGAAACUUUUGUACCUAUUCUGUGUACUUAUUUCAUCAAAGAUGUCCCUCAUACCAGAGAUGAAUGAGUUAUUUGUCUAUUAGAAAUGUAAUAAUUGGGCAGAUACUUGCUCAUAAAUGUUUCAUGUCUUCGGCAUAGUGCAGUUUUUAUACUUUGUGCAGGUUGUAAAUGUUGCGGUGCAGCUGGAUUGUUUAUCGCAGAUAUCAUAGAUUGCAACUUUUCGUAGGCGCCCGAAAAUAUCUAAAAUUUUUAAAAAUUGUCCAUUUUUUUAUUUUUUCAUUUUUACGAAGAUGAACAUUCUUAGAAGCGAUUACAUAUCAAUUGAUACUACUUUUUAAAAGAUUUUUUGUGAAUUAACUGAUAUUUAACACCCCACCCCACUCUAAAAAUUGACCUAAUUUUGGAAAUAAAAUAAAAUUCAUACAUAUCCCAUGUUUGAGACCUCAAAAAACUAGUUUUAAAUAACAAAAUAUGCUAUUAUUAUAUAUCAACGUAAAGGUAAAUUCAAUUAUUUAGAAAGUGUACGGUGUGCUUUUAGGGCUAUUAUCAACAAAUACAUCUUGAUCUUUUUAAAUUUAUUUUGGCUACCAGUGUUUUGCUUUCACUGACCCUUUCUAAAUCUGGUUGGGAUAAUAUAUUUAUUGAGCAUACUUCUUUUUUUUUUUUUUUUUUUUUUUUUUUUUGUUUUUUUUUUUUUUUUUUUUUUUUUUUAUUUGGUUUUAUUUUGUCUCUUAUUUACAACAAAUACCUCCAAUUCUAUUAUUUUAAACUGGUAACUUUUGUAAAAUAUUCAUCAAAAUUAGUGUUUUUUGGAGUUUUUUUUAACUGUAUUAACUCAGCCUAUGACGUCCCUACUUAAAUUCCGAUCGUCAUCUUAAUAGUUGAAUUAAUUUGUAAAUGUUUACUGGUUUACUGUUGUUGUUUUAUAAAAAGACAAAAAGUAACAGCAGAAGAUCGUUCUCUGAUUAAAAAGAAAAAAAUAAUAUUAAUUGAGAAUUAAAAAAAAAAACAAUGGGGAGUUAUGCGACUUAUUAAUGUAUGUUUACAUAAAGAAUGGAUUAACACAAGUCUUAAUGAAUUAGUGCUUGGUUAAAUAAAUUUAAUGAGAUGGUUUGAUAACAUGAAAUUCAGUAAAAGGAUGCCUGAAGUCAGUUAGAUCAAUGCACAAGUGUGAGUGAGGUGAUCUGCAACAAUUACGAUGAUCCUCAAAGUCACACGAGUCCAUAGACAAUGGAAGAAUACACUGGAAUAUCACGAAGAACGUUGCAACUUAUUGUAAAAUAAUAUCUUCAACUUCAAAGGUGGAAACGCGUAAUAUGGCAGGUUAUAAAAAAAAAACUGCAAAUUGCAAAGCCGUGAACGAAGUCAAGAGUUACCACUUGAUAGGUUUCCAAACAAGAGACAUAUACAAGACAGUUGGUUUGGAGACAAAACACGCUUAUUCUUGCCACACCUAUUUAUUCUCAAGAUGGCCAUUGCUAUUUUGAAGCAUGUAUAAAACAAAAAUUUCUAGCAACGAUACUCAUACCGGUACGUAAAAAUAUUCAAGUCAGUCAGGACGUUAGAGUCUCGGUCGGUGUGGUGUUUUUGGAAAAUUCUAUUUCAAUAAACAGUUUCUGGCGGAGACCCCGGACCCCUCUUUAGCUGGAGGGUAUCGCCCCCUCCCAAACCCUCCUUGAGGUGUCCCGUUUUUUUCCAGUUCUUUUUUUGGUCACCUUAUCAUAGACCAACAUCUUAACUUGUACCGUAAUAUAAUUGGAUGUAUUUUUUCCAAGUAACACAUAAAUUGCGAAUUACUAAUUCAAUUAAAAUAGUAUCUCUUUUAUGAUUAAUUUACAUGAAGCUGUAAAAUGUAUAAAAUAAACUUCUAAAAUAGUUAAUAUAGAUAAAUAAGUAUUCCCAUUAUAAACAUCCACUGUUCCUAGAACUAGAUCUGAUAAAAUUGCAUUACUUAGUUAGUUAUGUUAGUAUUGUAUUAAAACGAUUACCAAUGUUUAUAUUAAUGUAGAUUCAAAGAUAUUAGAUAAAAGCUCUACUUUUCCAGCGGCUGAAGCGAUUUACAAUAAUGUCGCAGCUUACAAAGUUGUUGACAGCCAACCUAUUGCUGUCAAAGAUCUGAGCACAUUUUUGCAUUCCCAUAAAAUGGAUUACUUUGAAAACCAAUAUAAGGUAUUUGUUUCUGGAAGAUAGUAUCUAGACUCUCUAUGUCUAUGUCAUGUGAUAGAGGGCUAUACUGAGCUUAUACUUUGAUAAAGAAUGAUAGACUUGGCAAGUUGGAAAAAUAGGGUAGUGUAUAGUAUAAAUAAAUAAAAACAGCUCAUGUUUUAAUUUUCAUAUGUAAGCCUAAGCAAAGAUUUGUGAUGGUUGUAGAUAAUUAGUUUAAAAAAAUAAUAUGGUGCUAUUUGAAAAUUAGUUAAAGGCAAAAUUAUUAUUUUCUAGAAUAUAAUAUUUGGUUAAGUAGUCUACUUUUAAUUUUCAGAUUAUACAUUUCUAAAUAAUUUAAAAGAUUAAUUUUAAAAAAAAUAAUAUUUUAUACUUAUAAACUAAGUAUCCAUGCUAAUCCAACCAAAAGUUUCUUUUAUUAGAAACUAAUUUUUUUCCAAUAUUUUUGUACAUUUCUGUGCCUAGCAACAAUUUAUAUUAAAUUUCAACAUGUUAUGCAGAAAAUACCAGCACCAAAAAAUGUAACAACAGAAAUGGGAAUGAAUUCGUUAAAUAAGCACAAAAAUCGUUACAAGAAUAUUUGCCCAUGUAAGUAAAAGUUUGUUUUUUAUAAUUAAAAAUUCAAAUUCUAUAUUUUAAAUUUAUAUUUGAGGUACUGGGAAAUUUUUUUAUUUAUUUCAAUAAAAAAUAUAUUAUAUAAUAGCGUCUUCCCAACUUUAUCCUUUUAUUUUAUUACUUUAAUUUUAACAAUUUCUAAAAUUAAGGAAACUAGACAUUUGGUUCCCAAAUUUUUAAAGUCACCCAUUACACUUUCACUAAAUCACAAAUUGACACUUAAAUACUUAAACCCCCUGAUCUUACAUUAAAAAAAAAUUAAGAAAUUGUGUAUUGUAUUGAAAAUAUUAUUUUCAUGAUUAUUUAAUAAUUACACAUCUGAAUAAUUACACAUCUGAUCUUUAGAUGACCAUUCUCGUGUCCAUUUGGAGAUAAACACAACAAAGAAUGAAGAGGACUAUAUCAAUGCUUCUUAUGUUGAGGUAGCCUACGCUUUAAGUCAACUUUAUCCAUUUAAUUCCAACCAAUUUUUAAUUUAGUCAUUUCAAUUUUAUUAAAUAAAAUAACUUUUCUAACAUUUUUAAAGCAGUGUUAGCAGAAGCUUAAUUAAAAUAUCAUUGUUAUUCUGUCCGCCUUUAUGGAUAUGACAAUAAGGCCUCAUAUGGAGUAAUCUACUGAACAGUUUGUGAUACAUCAGUUUGUCUGCCUUUUCUUUAUUUUUUCAAGCACUUUCUUCCACUGCUGGCUUGCUGGACCUGUCAUAGCGAGUUUGCAUUGGAAUUUUCCUCUCUUUGUUAGAGGUCUGGAGUUUGUUUUUUUAUAUUCUCUCUGGGGUUCCAAAUUCAGUCCACAAGUUACUAUUUCUUCAUUAAAUUGUCAUUUGUCACAUAUUCAUGCAACAGCCUAUUUAAAAAAAAAAUUAUGAUGCUGCUUAUUUUAUUUUUUUUAACAACAGAGAUACAUUAUAUAUAAAGUUAUUGAAAAGAGAGACUGAGGAAAUACUUUGUUGUGACACAGAAAAUUUGAGGGACCAUUAUCAUAAAAAUAACACUAAGGAAUUUGGAAUCAUUUCUCAUUUUAUCAGUUGCCUUAAAAAAAUUUUUGCUUGCUUUGAACAACAUUUUUCACUUCAUAAAACAUCACAGCUGUUAGCUGUUGCUUAUUACUCUAUAACUAUUAAAAGAUUUCCUUUUAGAUUUCCACUAAUUUGUUCUCAUAAUUUUAGUUGUUUUAUAAUCUUAUUUUAUUACUUUCUCAAGGGCUUCAAUAAAGAUGACAAAUUCAUUGCCUCACAGGGUUAGUAAACAGAAGGUUACCCCUUUAAUUAAUAUAUGAAACAAGCCAUUACUUUAAACAUCUUAAUAUAAAUAAAAUGGUUUCUAAACAAAGUUGUCGAUUCCCUUGUAUCUAUUUCUGCAUUUUUUAUUAUUUGUAGGACCAAACAAAGUCAUUCUUAAGGAUUUUGUAAGAAUGUUGUGGGAACAAAGAGUUGAUAAGGUUGUCAUGCUCACAAACCUUAUUGAAGAGGGAACAGUAAGUAGCUAAUCUUAAAAGUAACAGUCUUCUUUAAAUCAAAAUUUAUUUUUUAUAAUUUCCGUUUCUGGAAAUCUAUCCUAAAUAAAUAAGUAAAAUUGAUGGUUUUUAAAAAAAUGUCCAAUUAAAAACAAAUACAAAAUGGCUAGCUUUUAAAUCUAUUUUCAUAAUAUUAAAUUAAGUCAUUUUUAAUCUAUGCUUUUUUUUACUGUAAAAAAAUAUGAUAGGUUAAGUGUGAAAAAUACUGGCCAGAUGAUGGAAUUUUACAAUUUGGUGAAAUUCAAGUGAAAAUGAUUUCCACAGAAACUUUCGCAGACUAUGCCAUAAGAGUUCUUGAACUUUCUAGGGUUGGUGUCCAUUUCUCAAACAUGGUUUUCUAAUUUAUAAUUUUCACAUUUUAACUUUGUACUUAAAUGUGUUAAUUGCUUUCUUUGUUCUAUGCUUUAAUGGUUUGAUAAAAUUAUUUCAUUUGUAAAUAUUUAUCUCUAAAGAUUAAAAUAUGUUACAUAUUUAAUCAAAUAAAGUGGUUAAAAGAAUUGAUAUUGUAGUUUUUCUAAUAAAUAAAAUUCAUAUGUUGUUUAACCUUUAAAAAAAGUAAACAAUUUAAUGAACCAGAUGAACUAUAGGAAAUGAAUUUAUUUAACUUUAGCCUAGAGAAGCAGGUCGAACAUUCACUCAAUUUCACUUCACUACUUGGCCUGACAAGGGUGUACCUGAAGUACCUUGGGGUUUAGUGGACUUUGAACAGAGAGUUUUUUCUCAGCCUACAAGCAGGCCAAUUGUUGUUCACUGCAGGUAUUUAAGCAACUUUUAAAGUUGAGACUUCAUGUAAUGUUUUUAUUACCACUACAACUCUUCAAUUUUUUAUUUAAUAGGCCUAAAUAGAGAGGGCUACAUCAUAAUGCUUCUUUCUUUAUUCUUUUAAGAAGCAAACUACUAAGUUAAUAAAAAAAAAGUGCUUUUAUAAUUAUAUGAUUUGAUGUCAUAAAAUGUUUGUUAGCUAAGAACUUUCAAUGUGUUAGAGAAGCUUGAAUAUAAGCAUUUACAAUUUGUUAAAACAAAUUUAAUUGCCGAUUUAAAUAUGUCUAGGAAAAUAUUAUUGAACAAAUUACUUUUUAAAAUUCAUUCAAAGCAUUUUCUACUCAUCCAAGAUUCACAUCAUAUGUAAUCACAAAUUGUUAAAGAAACACUUUUAUAUUUAAUCAAUUUUUAUUUAUGUACCAACUGUUUGUAUUUGUAUUAAUAAACUUGGAAAAUAUAUUCAAAACUGAUUUCUUACAUUGCUACACAGUUCUUUAGGCAAACCUUUUUUAAUCAGUUUAAUACUGCUGUUCCUUUUGCUACUGAUUCAAAAUUUCAUCAAAAGUAUUUAUAUUUUGAAUACAUGUUGCUAGAUUAAAUAUCAUUUUAUACCAAGCUCUUUACUAAAUUCUAAUUCUAUAGAAUUCAUCAAAUGAGAAAUUUUAAUGUAAUUCCCAAGCCAGCCAAAAACAUAUAACAUAACAUUCAUAAAGCUAAUGUAAAAAAAUAUAUUUUUAAAAUACAUUAUGUAUUUUUUUUAUUAUAUUUUAUUCAGUGCUGGAGUUGGCCGUACAGGGACUUUUAUUGCACUUCACAACGUCAUGAGAGAAGCAGAGCAGACAGGACAUGUAGAUUUUUUCAAAACAGUUGUCAAAUUAAGACAGGACAGAAUCUUAAUGAUCCAAACAGCAGUAAUUUUUUUUCUAUUUACUCACUUAAUUUUGUAUGACUAAAAUGUACCUUAAGGCUUUGGAAUUUGGGGAUUUAAAUUAACACAGGUAUUUGUUUAGGGUGAGUAGACAAUUCCCAGAGUGAGGCUUUGAUUAUCGUGCAUCAAACUCUUUAGGACCCUUAACCCCUCCCCAUGCCGUUGAGCAUUUCCCUUAAUCAAAUCUUAACUGACCCACCUGGACCACACUGGCAUUAAACCCAUAUUUCAAAUACUCUAAAUUGGCCUGAAACCCCACACUCAGCCACCUUUAGAUCAUCCUCCCAACCUUUUUCUCAACAUCUCCUCUCACCUAUCUGCCAACUUUACAUUUUAUUUUAUCACCAUUAACCCUAAUCUUAACACUGUACGCCAAGCAACAUGAAAUAUUGCAUAUGUGAGAUUUCACUGAAGCUGAUUAUUUUUUUUUUACACCAUUAAGAUUUCACUACUCGAAAUAUUGUUUACCUUUGUGCUAUCUUCAUUUAAAUUUAAGCUACUGAUUUUAAAUGAAUUGUUUAAGCAUCAAAACAAAAAAAUUACUUUUAUUUUAAUUCAAUAAAAUGCUACUUGGAGUAGUUUUAAUUUUUUUAUGACUAGUACAAUGUUUUUUAAAUAUAUUUAUAAGGUUUUUAUCUGUAUAUUUCAUCUUUCUAUUUCACCAGGAGCAAUACUGGUUCCUACACAAAGCUGCCCAAGUUGCCAUUUUGUGCAUUGGCACAACAGUAACAUCUGGUAAUAUUGUAGGGAGAAUUAAACAUUUGGAAGAGACAUCUUUGACAGGAAAAACUAAAAUGGAGGCUGAAUUUAAAGUAAGCAAAUCUAAAAGGAACAUUACAAUGUUUGUCAUAUAAUGGAGUUAAAAGCCAAUAUUAUACAUUUUGUAAAAUCUUCUUUAAAUAUUGCUUAUAGUUUAUGCCACUAGAUGUUGUUUUAAUGUAUAACAUAGGAGUUGUUGGUGAAUUUAUUAUGAUAUCACAUGAUCAUUACUUUUUUUGGAGAAGUUAAUUUUUAUUUUUAAGAAAAAAGAAUUAUUUAAUGGGGAAAAAGUAUUUACGAAAGUCAGGUGCUAGUGCAAGUCCCUAUCACCACUCGUAUCAUAAAUGAGUCCUUAGCUACUGGUAUUGUUCCAUCAUCUUUUAAAGAGGCGAUCGUCACUCCACUAUUAAAGAAAUCAAAUCUUGACCCAAAUGUGAUGGAAAAUUAUCGCCCCAUCUCAAAUCUACCAUUUAUAUCCAAAAUAUUAGAAAAAGUCGUUCUCCGCCAACUCCUGGAUCACCUCAUUCAAUAUGACUUGUUUGAACCAUUCCAAUCAGCAUACAGGGCGCAUCACUCUACUGAGACAGCCCUGUUGCGCGUCGUAAACGACCUUCUGUCGUCUUGUGAUGAGGGCCAGGUAUCGAUUUUGUCUUUACUCGAUUUAUCGGCAGCUUUCGAUACGCUUGAUCACGGCAUACUGCUCCAGCGUCUGCAAAAAACGUUCGGUCUCACUGAUACCGUCCUGAGUUGGUUCCGAUCAUAUCUGACUAAUCGGGUCCAGUCAGUUAUUUCAAACGGCCUGACUUCGAAAAAAUCAAAUAUCGAAUUCGGAGUACCCCAGGGCUCGGUCCUAGGCCCGGUGCUUUUCACGAUGUACAUUCAGCCCCUGGGCGCAGAGAUCCAUCAGUUUGACAUGCAAUACCACAUGUUCGCAGACGACACUCAAAUUCAUCAAUCCGUGCUCCCCUCUAAGUUCCCUCAGCUGCUCACUAUGACACAGAAGACAGUUGAAUCAGUUAAACUUUGGAUGACCAUAAAUAGUUCCCUCAGCUGCUCACUAUGACACAGAAGACAGUUGAAUCAGUUAAACUUUGGAUGACCAUAAACAAGCUCAAAUUGAACGAUGAUAAGACUGAGCUGCUCCCCAUCGCGACAGCUCAGAAGCAGAAAUCUGCAAAUAACACGACAUCAAUUACUCUCUCAGGUGUGCGUAUUGAGUUAGCUGAAACAGUGCGGUACCUGGGCGUCUACCUAGACAGAAGACUUACCUUGGAAAGUCACAUUAACAUGCUAUGCAAGGCGAUUUUUCUAGAGCUGCGCAGGAUUAGCCACAUCAGGCCCUUCCUAACAAUUGAUGCAACGAAGAGGCUGAUGUCUGCAUUUGUGCUAUCACGCAUGGACUAUUGCAAUUCUCUCAUGGUGGGUCUUCCAGCCAUGCUCAUUGAUAAAAUUCAGAUAGCACAGAAUAAUGCGGCUCGAAUUGUUCUCCGCAAAAGCAAGUUCGACCAUGCAAAUUCAAUUCUGAGAGAGUUGCAUUGGCUGCCGGUGCGUGCUCGCAUAGAGUACAAAAUCGCAACUUUGUGCUACCGCUGUCUACAUGGCCUGGCGCCAUCCUAUCUGAAAGAGCUGCUGACGCCUUAUGUACCAACCAGACAACUCCGCUCAUCCGACAGUGGCAAACUCUUUACACCACGUGUUCGCCUUGAGACUUGCGGAAAGCGCACUUUCGCGUUUGCUGGUCCAACAAUUUGGAACGCCCUUCCACUCGAUCUCAGAAACAUCCAGACACUGGAGUCUUUUAAAACCGAUUUAAAGACACAUUUAUUUCGCAAACACUUACUGGGAUGAUUGUCUACCAUAUUUUCCAUUUAAUGCAUAUUAGAUGUGUUGCUCACGGUUGAAAUGGGUUGAAAGACUUUGAAAUCGUAUGCUUGUAAUUAGUUUUUGUAGUGUUGCGUUUGUUUUAAAUGUGGUAAAUUAUAGAUCUGUUUUUUUGUUGACUUUGUACCGCGCUUCGAGCCUUUGGGGAUGAAGCGUGUUUUUGAAAUGAACUUUAUUAUUAUUAUUAAGUUUCUUUUUUAUAGUUUAAAAAGUAUAUUUAUGUAUUUUUUUUCAAAAGUUCAAAGGUUUCAGCAGAAGAUAUCACAAUAUCUACCCUGACCUAUGCUCAUAUACAUGUCUUAAUCAUGUAUAUCAGUCUCAUCAGAAGAUAUUGUAUAAAUCAAUUUAUAAAUGAGCCACUAUGCAACAUGCAAUGUUAAAGUAGUACCCAAAAAUUAUUUAAUUUAGAAGAAUUACAUUUGUUAGGGCACAUAAUCUUGAGUUUUUUAAUGUUUUUAGAACUCACUUUCAUCAUCUGCUAAAUGUGUUUAUAUUAUUAUGUUUUUAUUUUCAAAUUUCUUUACAACUUCAUUUAAUACUUAAAUAUAAAGUUUAAAAAAAUGAAUGUUGAGCAGAUAUACAUUUUAAAAUUCAUUUUACAUCAAACUGUUCUUUUACUUUGAUAUUAAUUUGUUAACUUUUUCUCUUUAGGCAGUCUCAACUGUUUGUGAAGAUUCUAAACAGGACUUAAAUAAUAGAGCAAAUGAAUCACCAGAAACAGAUGGAAAUGUUUACCAGAACAGUGAUGAAAUAAUUGAUAAAUUGAAAAAUAGAUUUUCAAACAUAAUUCCUAGUGAGUAUUUGUAUAAACAUAAAAUAUAACAGAUGAAAUUAUGUAAUAUAAAGCAUCAUUCCAUUGAUGCAUGGAAAAGAUUUAAAUUUUAGUGAAAUAAAAGGGUGAUAAAUGGAUCAACAAAAACUUUGAUAAUUGUACAAUACCAUUUGACUUUGCACAUGAAGUGAGUGUUUUUAAAGUGUCUGUGUAAUCAGCACUAAAAAGAUAAUUCUAUUUAAAAAACGCCUAUUAGUAUUUAGUGUAAUGGAUAUUUGUUAAUGUUAUUGAUGUACAAACAAAAAUUAACACAUUCAAUCAAUUUAAACAGGAGAAGAAUACACCCAAAUUAUGAUUUCCGAAAUUUUUAUUACUUUGCUUGUUAAGUCAGUUAUCAGGUUUUUUAGAAAUAAUCUAUUUGAUUUGGUUGUAAGUUUGACUUUUUCUUGUUUGUUCUUUUCUUUGUAACCAACAGAUCAGAAAUACAGACCCUUCUUGGCGUGUGAGACAAGAGACAUGAAAGAUUAUAUCAAUGCUGUUUUUCUGCCAGUAAAUUCAUUAUAAUUUUAUAUCGAUAUAAUUAUGUGUCAAUUGAUUUAUAGGAAUAUCCUUUUUAUAAGUAAGAACAUCUAACCAAAAUUUUUUUCAAAAUUCAGCAUAUUGUUAUCCCUUUAUUUGUAAAAUAUCUUUUUGUCCAGAGUUGAGAAAGUGUAAGGAUUUAAUAAAAAAUUAUUUAAAAUAAGUAAAAAGGUUAAUCGCGCAAAUAGAAGAAAUGAUUGCUACAAAAAUAAAAAUAAAAAUUCAUAAUUUUUUUUAGGGUUUUAAGAAAAGAGACCAACAACUGCUCACACAGCUUCCAAUGCCCAAAACAGUUGUAGAUUUCUGGCGGCUAGUCGCACAGUACAGUAUUUCACUUAUUGUUGCUUUUGAUGUUGAUGCCAUGCUGACAGAUGAGGUAAGGAGGAAAAAAUGUGUAAAUACUACUGACAAAUAGCUUCUUUUAAUAGAAAUGUUAUUGGAUUUUUUUUUUUUAAAUUUAAAUAAAUAUGCAAAUGUUAAAAAUUACUUUGAGAAACUCACUUUUAGUAAGGUAUUAGUUUAAUUUGCUUAAUUUUAAAAAUUUUUAUUACUGUCGUAAUUAGUAGAUCCAUCUUUUAGGUAUUUUGAAAUUUCUGCAAUCAUUGUAUCUUUAUGUUUUAAAUAUAAAACAAAGUCAUCAAUCUUUCUCCCCAGACGUUCGGUCACUAUUUACCACAAGGUGCUGACCAAGGGCUAAAAUGCUCACCAUUUUUAAUCACAUUAAAGGAUAUCAAAAAGUCAACUUUAUGGGAGGAGCACAAACUGAUGGUAGAAAUAGAAAUGAGGAAGUCACUACUGUCCCCCUCACCAAAUGUAAGAUUUUCAGACACAAAUUGCUCUCUCUAUCCUAUUGCAUUGCUACUACGUUUAUUUGGAUUGAAUGAAAACGAAAUAAAAAUUCAUUGGAAAGCGGUAGUUUUUUUUUAACCCAUACACAAUGGUCUAGGAUGUGAAAUUUAGCUCAGAGUUAUUUCAUUAAUUAAUAAUUUAAAAUGAUUUUUUUUAUAUUAGCAUAAAGGUAUAUGACAUGCAGGAGUAUUAACAAAUUAUACUAAACAUGAUUAAAUGAUUUUUUUUUCCUCAUUUAAUUAUGUGCAACAAGGCAAUAAAGAAAAAAUCAAAUGAGGUUUGUUUGAAAAUUUAAAACAAUGUUAAUAACUAUGUCUUUAGCAUAAAAUAAUUUAUUUUAAUAUAUUUCCAUCUCAGAACAAUGAGCGCCAAGAGGUGAUCCACCUUAAAUGUUUGUUGACAGACUUGGACCCUGAUAAGCUUCUGUCCAUUCUAAGACAGAUCAGGUCUUACAAUGCACUAACGAAUGGCAGAAUUGUAUACACUUGCAGGUCAGUCUCCAUUAAAUUGUGUAAGUCAAAAGUUUUGUUUUAGUUUUUUUUGUUGAUUUUCUUUUUACAACCAUUCAUUUUGUUGAUGGGAAAUGGCAAAUCUUUAGGUGACACAUAAAACAAAGUUAUUCAAGUGUUGUUAUUAAUUGUUUUAAGGCUAUUUUAUUUAUGUGAUGGAGCUUUUACAGGGGAAAACUGGUAAUUGAUUUUUAAAAAAAACUCUAUUUAAAUUAGGGAUGGUGCAAAAUACAGUGGUCUGGUCUGUGUGCUGUCCCUGUUACUGGACAGAAUGGAACACGACUCUUGUCUCACAGUUCCUCUGGUUGUUGGCAUGAUAAAGACCAUAAGGCCGGAGGUCAUUCCAAAUUUGGUAAAAAAUUGUUUUAACCGCUUUUUUGUUUGUUUUAUUCUUUGAAACACUCUACGACAUUUAGAGAAUCUAAUUUAAUUUAUGAAUAAAAAAUUAGACAUAACUACAACUUUCAUGGGCAGAUCAUUUAUUUAGCAUAACAUUUAAAAUAUAAGAUUUAAAAAGAAUUCUUUUAUAUUUAAGAAUCUGUACAUUUUAAUGAAGACUUUUAAGAGUGAUGGUUUAAUUUGCUACCACAUAUUCCUGGUACUUUGUGCCCAAUGACCUACCAUAUGUUUCCAUAUAAUUGUGUGAAGCUAAAAAUACAUUUUUUUUUAAAAAUAUAUAUUGUAGAUUAAAUUUAACAGCAACUAUUAAAACAUAAAAUGUUCACAGGAUCAGUACAGAGUGCUCUAUGAUGUACUGGGAAGAUAUUCUGACAACACUGUCACAUAUGGUAACAUAGGGAAUGUUGCACAAAAUGGUGCUGUUGUGUCAAAAGAAAAUGCAAAACCAUCUUUCAAUGAGGAACAACAUACAAACAUAUAUGCUAAUUAUUGAUUUGAAUUCAUCAAGCUGGAUGAUGGAAAUAUUUUUAAAAAAAACAGAGCUUAUUUAAAAUUUUAAAUGCUUUAAUAUUAUUUAUAAUGGGCUGACAUUUUGAUCACAAUUCAAUCUUAACAGUACAAAUCAGUUCAUUUUAAAUUAUUUGUCAGCUAAAUGACUUAUAAAACACUAUCCACGAUAUUGUAAAAUUAUUUGCUUUGAGACUUAGUACAAAUGAAUAAUUUUUAUAAUUACAUUAGUAAUAAAAGUUUCAAAUAUUAGAAUAAAGAGAUUUGUUGACCAAAAACAUACCUGACACAAAAACAAUAUACCACUGUGAACAAGCCUUUAGUUUUUUGUUUUUUUUUCCACCUUUGUUAGCUUUUAUCCUAGAUCUGUUUGCAUCUUUUAACUUAAAACUGACCUUGACUGCUUUAAAGUAGGCCUGUUGCCAAAAAGAAGUUCUACUAGUGAACUGGUUGCAAAAUUCAUUAUCAUAUAAAUUAUGUGAACGCCUGUUGCAUUAUUUAUUCAGCGUUAAAUUAUUCAUAAAAUGUAAUUAAAUAUUUUUUUAAAAGAAGUUGUGUUUAUAUUCUGUUACAUGUACCGGUAUAAACUAUGUAAUUUUUUAUGUUAUUUUUUUAUUUUUAGUCAUUAGUAAUAAAAAUAAAAAUAAAAUUUUGACAAUCGAGUUAAAAUAAAAAAUAUGUUAGAUUGAGCAUUUAAUUGGAACCACAAUCAAACUUGUGAUUUAAAUAAGAUAAGAUAAGAUGAUUUUAUUGAUCCAAAAUCAAUGGAAAUCAAUUUCUCUUAAGUACUUUGCACAUAUUGUUUUCAGGUUUUGAAAGUCUUUGUCUGAGUUUUUACAAUUCUCUCCGAAAUUUGCCUGGAGCAAUGUGUCUGUGAGGUGUGCAUACUCUGGAUUGAAUCAUUAUAAUUGUUUUAUGACCUUAUAGCUUGCUAUUCUCGUAGCAUAUUCUUGAUAUUUUGUUAUAACCAUUUACAUGUGAUAAUCUGAACAAGCUACAUGUGUCAGUAUUAUAUGUGAUAAUCUGAACAAGCUGCAUGUCGUCAGUAUUACACAGUCAUAACAAAACUUUUUAUUCAUAUAUUUAGAUCUAAGAAGCAUCACCAAUGAUUGGACCAAUGGUGCCUUAUUAUUUCACCUCCUUUGACAUUUAAUAUAACUCAUAAAUUUUGUAUCUGCAUAUCAUUAUCUCAAUAUUAUAUUAUAACAGAUUAUAAGAUUUUAAAUAAAAAAUAAUCCUUUCUCCAAAUCGUUUCUUAGACAAUAAACAAAUCAGGCCAAGUUGAACCAAUUAUGUUCUUGCAUAGAACAUGUGUGAGGUCUGCAGGGCUUUUCUUUCACUGAUAACGUAUUGUAAUUGUACUUUAUUUAUAUUUAUGCUAUUUAUUACACAUGUAAAUACUUAUGGUCCUUUUGAUUAAAAAAUACUGUAUUUUGACUAUUAAAAUAAAGUAAAAACCAU